Messenger RNA from Coregonus sp. 'balchen', 45437 nucleotides. The record is from the annotation of a GenBank genome assembly. NCBI's taxonomy places the organism in Eukaryota, Metazoa, Chordata, Actinopteri, Salmoniformes, Salmonidae.
AUGCGUGUGGGCGCCCGGGCCAAGCGGGAGGCAGGCAUGCCCGAUUAUUGGGAGGUCAGAAAUGAGAUGCCAGGUUCAUUUUUAGAUUUGGACAUGGAAAUCCUCUCCUCUUCGCUUGGCAGUUAAAGGUGGCAGAUAUUUUUUCCGGUCCUUUCUGACUGUUUAAAAGCCUGUUUAAAAGCCUGUUAGAACUAACUAAAAGGCAGAUUUGGGGUUUCGAAAGUUGUGUAUUCUCUUUAUCUCUGAAGGAGAACCGGGUAAACCCAUACAAUCUUAUAGGGAGGCAUUUUUCCACCCAUUUUGGUGCUAGCUGAUAUCUUCAAGUGUCUUUUGUUUGAGACUGAACCAUACGGUUCCCAUAGAAAUGUGGUUAGUCUAUAACAGCCUAAAUGAGCUGUGCACGUUUCUCCCUCCCCAGCCUGCAUGUUUUUAUUGUGGUUUCAGUUGGCUCCCAUGACAGCCCUAUUAAACUGGCCAGGCCAGGCCACCAUGAUUAUACACCAGACAUGAGGAGAGAAGAGGCCACUGUUGUCAGUUCACUCACUCACUACACUGCAGAAUGUCUUAUAUGUCUGUUGUGUAUAAAUAAAGGUCACUCACUGUACUGUACAGGCAGUCUAUGUCUGUUGUCUAUAAAUAAGGGGCAGGAGUGUUUCCUGGUCAAGUCGCUUUUUACAGUAUGAGCCCAUGGUUGGGCCUGGUAGGUUUCCUCUGCCUCGCUGGGAUGAGACGUGGUGGUUUUCUAUGUCUGUGAAGACUGAAGAGACAACCUCUGAGAAAAAUACUAAAUAUGGUUUAGCCUGGAGUGAUGGUGACAGUACAGGUGCUGGUGGGAGGGGAGUUUUGAGUGAAGUUGACAUGCUGAAGUAGACUUAAGACUGUUUUUCAGAUGAAUUUGGCAAGCUCUGGGAGGUGUUACAAUUGCACAAAGACUUUGUUUGUCCUGGGACGAUUGUUAAAAAAACAGAAACGCAACAAUAUGAGCAUGGAAGGCCAGGAAAAAGGAAAGCUGGGGGGUGGUGGAGUGAUGGGGAAUUUCUGCCAUGUUCUGCCACUUUAGCGGUUGUUUACGUGCGAGGUAAUGAGCAGCGAAGGUAGCUGGCUGGCUGCAGUGCAGAGUAGGCGGGAGAGGUAGUUCUAAAACCACCAUCAUUACACACAGCUCCUGCUCCAGUCCGAGGCCCAGACCUCACUGAAUAAGAAUGCCCAUAGAAGUAAUUCUGCCCAUUGAUGUGUAUGACCUCUCUGAUUGUUGUACAGAAGCCCAUGCAGGGGCAACCUCUCUCAGAUACAUUUUUAUCAUGUUGGAGAACCAGGUUAAAAGUGUAAUCUUUGUUCAAGAUUGGCCAUGCCAGGCAAAAAUACACUUUGUUAAACUUAGGACCCUACACAAAUAGCCUACAGAAACACAUCAACGGAUCAGGGGCGGCAGGUAGCUUAGUGGUUAAGAGCGUUGUGCCAGUAACCGAAAGGUCGCUGGUUCUAAUCCCCGAGCCCACUAGGUGAAAAAUCUGUCGAUGUGCCCUUGAGCAAGGCACUUAACCCUAAUUGCUCCUGUAAGUCGCUCUGGAUAAGAGCGUCUGCUAAAUGACCAAUUAUUAUUAUCAGCUGAUGAGGUCACAAAUUUGCUCUUGGUGAUGGUAACUUCAAAGCAUACAGACAGCAAACAGCAUGGGCCAUGAUGUGAAAAUGUACUCUUGGACAAAGUCCUCCCCACAAAUGUUUCUCAUAGCCCUGGGGGGGGUAAAGGUCCAUAGCUUAUAGAUGCUCAAUGUGCACAGUUGGGGUUAGAUUCUCAGUGGGGAUGGUACUGUUGUUGCACAACUGUCCCUUUCACACUAGCCACUGUCUUGUGUAUGGGCUUUGUUUUGCUCCUGUGAAAUAAAGUCAUGCAUCAGAGGAAGGCUUAGCAGUCUCUCUGAGGGUUUUUCUAAUUACAGCCUAGGCUGCCCAGAGCCAUUGUGCUGGAAUGCUGGAAUUCCCACAAUGGAACGCCUCCUGAGAACAAUGGCUGAAUUCCUCCGAUUCCCCACAGGUUUGCUGGGCUAAAGAAAAAGAAGGAGAGUUACAGUGGCACUGCUAUUGUACGCCCAGCAGCUUUCCCACUGUCCAGCCCAGGCAGGGUAGGACCAGGGAGGCGAUGGGAGGAGACAAGGAGGGGCAGAUGGCCAGAACCCCCACUGGGAAAACAGUGAGGUGAGGCAGGGGGGAGAGGAGGAGGGCAGGCUCUUAAUUUCUGUUGGAGGUGAAAGACCGUUCUCUCUCAUGUAAUCAAACCCCUGAGAACCCAAGCUAAGCCUGCCUGAGUAUCACUGGGCCUGGUGGCGGAUGUGAGCCUGGCGGUGGAUGUGAGCCUGGCGUUGGGAGGAGUGAGAGGAGUGAGAGGAGGAGGGUUGUGUAUGCAUGCAAGUGAAUGUGCACCAGUGUGUUUAUAUACUGUUGUAAGGAACAGAUGUGCAUGUCAUCCUAAAUCUGCAGCACAUAAUCAAUUAUGUAGGAUUUACCGGUGAUCUGAUCAAGGUCUGCAGGUCUGCUUCAGAUAAGCCAGGUCUUGUCCUUUUUCUUAUCUAAUUGCAUAAAAACAUGUUGUUCUUCUGUAAUAGAACACACACUCUAAGGUAUUUGGAUUUCCUGCUUGCUCUCAUUGUAGAGUAAAUAACCUUACACAUGAUAUCUGCUUCCAAAUGUGUUGCAGUAGUAUACUAGCAAGUCUACAUGCUUUGGGGCACUUUGCAGCUUUUCUUUUUCUUCUACAACAUUUCCAAUGUCUGACUCUCCUGAUUAUUCCUAGAUUCUCCCUGGACUGUCAUGUUCUGGCUCCUGAAAGGAAACCUGCUGUUUUUAGUGCUUCUGUACGGAUGUGAACCGGGAAUGUUAGGAUUAUCACAGGACUAGCCAGGCAGUUAGCGGCCAAAAGGAAAGAGUCACUGUUUACAUUGCCAAAAACCUGUGCUUAUAGCCUUAAAGGGAUACUUCGAGAUUAUGGCGAUGAGGCCCUAUAUUUACUUCCGCAGAGUCAGAUGAACUCGUGGAUAACAAGUUUAUGUCUCUGUGUCCAGUAUAAAGGACGUUAGAGGUAGUUUCGUGAGCGAAUGCUAACUAGCGUUACCCAUAGACUACCAGUCAUUGCACUAACGCUAGUUAUCAAUUGUGCUAGCGCUAGUUAGCAACUUCCUUCAAACUGCAUGCAGAGACAUAAAAAUGGUGUCCGAGUUCAUCUGACUCUGGGGAAGUAGAUAAAGGCCCUUAUUGACAAAAUCUCAAAGUAUCCCUUUAAGUAGGCUGCAGUUCCAUUGCCUUACAUUUACAUUUGAGUCAUUUAGCAGCUCUUAUCCAGAUCGACUUAGAGUAGUGAGUGUAUACAUAUUCGUACUGGUCCCCCCGUGGGAAUCGAACCCACAACCCUGGCAUUGCGAGUGCCGUGCUCUACUAACUGAGCCACACGGGACCUUCGGUGGAAUCCAAACUGUGCCUAAGCCUCUUGGCUCUUUCCCAGCUGUCCAGAAUCAUGCCUGUCUGUUUGUCAACUCCUGUCACCUCUGGACUGAAGCUGUUUUGUUGAUAACCUGUUGUAUAUAGCUCCAGGUUCCAAUCAAUGGAUGUAGUGGGUGACAGCAGGACCCCCACAGUAACAGCAGGUGCCCGUCCAUCCAGCCCCCUGCUCCAGAGUGGGUGGGAUAAUGACAGACUGUGGAUAUCAGGUCGAGCUUUGCUAAUCAACCCCCAUAUUGUGAAAAUAGAUCACUCAGUCGAAGUGCUUUGAAACGGAACUUCCUAUUAUGUUACAUUGAAAACACACUUGGCUUUAACCAUAUGUUUGGCCUCUCGUGUAAUGAGUCAAUUGGAUUGUUGGCACUAAUACAUACACACUCAGAUCAUAAACUUCACUUUUUACUGAUGUUCAAAUUAGGAGAAACCUGGGUUACAUUUUACAUACUGGACCCCCGUGGGAAUCGAACCCACAACCCUGGCGUUGCAAGCGCCAUGCUCUACCAACUGAGCUACAGGAGGCCUAAGUGGGUUAGUGAGACAGAAUUUGUCUGUUUAUGCAUGUUGCUUCUCACUUCAUCUCAGCUUUUGCAUUUAAGUGUGUGUGUUAAGUGCUGUUUUCAGGAUGGCAGUAAAACGUUUCUAAAGCGUUUGAGCCUGGUUACCCCUUUGAAGCGCUUUCACAUACUCUGAAAAGACACCCCCACUCCCAUCUCCUUCAUCAAUUCACAAUAAUGUGACACCCAUCCUCACUCACUUGUUUUUAUGUCCUUAAUGGAAAUUGAUAGUUGCGCACGCACACACACACACCCUGUAGCCAUUGAUCUACGCUCUAUAAAAGUUCUCAGGCCUCUGUGAAAAGGGGCAUCUUUUCUUCUGGAUGUGGCAAGGGUACAGGCCAGAGAGAACAUGGUCCCCUUGAGUCCCUGAAGCCUCUGGGAACAAAUGCAGUGUGGCUCCUAUGGGAGAAAUCCACUAUGACUUGUAUGCCUAUAGGGAUAGUGCUGCGUGUGGUUCCUAUGGGAGAAAUCCACUAUGACUUGUAUGCCUAUAGGGAUAGUGCUGCGUGUGGUUCCUAUGGGAGAAAUCCACUAUGACUUGUAUGCCUAUAGGGAUAGUGCUGCGUGUGGUUCCUAUGGGAGAAAUCCACUAUGACUUGUAUGCCUAUAGGGAUAGUGCUGCGUGUGGCUCCUAUGGGAGAAAUCCACUAUGACUUGUAUGCCUAUAGGGAUAGUGCUGCGUGUGGUUCCUAUGGGAGAAAUCCACUAUGACUUGUAUGCCUAUAGGGAUAGUGCUGCGUGUGGCUCCUAUGGGAGAAAUCCACUAUGACUUGUAUGCCUAUAGGGAUAGUGCUGCGUGUGGUUCCUAUGGGAGAAAUCCACUAUGACUUGUAUGCCUAUAGGGAUAGUGCUGCGUGUGGCUCCUAUGGGAGAAAUCCACUAUGACUUGUAUGCCUAUAGGGAUAGUGCUGCGUGUGGUUCCUAUGGGAGAAAUCCACUAUGACUUGUAUGCCUAUAGGGAUAGUGCUGCGUGUGGCUCCUAUGGGAGAAAUCCACUAUGACUUGUAUGCCUAUAGGGAUAGUGCUGCGUGUGGUUCCUAUGGGAGAAAUCCACUAUGACUUGUAUGCCUAUAGGGAUAGUGCUGCGUGUGGCUCCUAUGGGAGAAAUCCACUAUGACUUGUAUGCCUAUAGGGAUAGUGCUGCGUGUGGUUCCUAUGGGAGAAAUCCACUAUGACUUGUAUGCCUAUAGGGAUAGUGCUGCGUGUGGUUCCUAUGGGAGAAAUCCACUAUGACUUGUAUGCCUAUAGGGAUAGUGCUGCGUGUGGUUCCUAUGGGAGAAAUCCACUAUGACUUGUAUGCCUAUAGGGAUAGUGCUGCGUGUGGCUCCUAUGGGAGAAAUCCACUAUGACUUGUAUGCCUAUAGGGAUAGUGCUGCGUGUGGUUCCUAUGGGAGAAAUCCACUAUGACUUGUAUGCCUAUAGGGAUAGUGCUGCGUGUGGCUCCUAUGGGAGAAAUCCACUAUGACUUGUAUGCCUAUAGGGAUAGUGCUGCGUGUGGUUCCUAUGGGAGAAAUCCACUAUGACUUGUAUGCCUAUAGGGAUAGUGCUGCGUGUGGCUCCUAUGGGAGAAAUCCACUAUGACUUGUAUGCCUAUAGGGAUAGUGCUGCGUGUGGCUCCUAUGGGAGAAAUCCACUAUGACUUGUAUGCCUAUAGGGAUAGUGCUGCGUGUGGUUCCUAUGGGAAUAAUGUAGUCUGACCGGGGGGACCCAUGUUCCCACCAGGGUUUCUGUGACAACGUGACCGGCAAGAUUUUAAUUAACCAGACAUUUGAGAAAUUUACCGGACAUUCAUAUGCAUUGGGUGCGUAAUGCAUUAGGGCGUCCACCCACGGUGCUCAAAAUUACAUUUAGAUUAUUGUAAUUCAUUUUAACAGAAUAGAAGUUAGUAUUUUAUUGAAAAGCUUAAAUCAUAAAUGAAUAUAAUAAUAAAAUAAAAACAUUUAGCCUAGAAGAACAAGUCACCUACACUGUAAUAAAACACAACUUCAAAAUCUAAUAUUUUUAAAAUAUAAUUUGCGAAUGACCUGUCCUAUAGGCUAUUUGUAUGAACAUUUCUUAUUAAUAAAUAACAAAACACAGCUGUUUUCAAAUACAGGCCUCUCUAAUUUAGCCUUGGCAUGAACAUUUUAAUUACGCCUAAUAAAUAACAAAACAUGGCUGUCUGUGAACACCAGGGCCGGCCGGUCAUGGCUAGAAUGGAACCAGCAUUUGUCAAAUUAACAUCAGAUUUGACUUUUCGUAGCAGGUUAGGAUAAUUAACAUAACCGGUUAACAGAAUUAGGUUACGGUUAGAAAAGUGGUUAGGGUUAGCUAAAAUGCCAAAAUAUUCAACUUUUGACAUUAAUUUGACAAUUGCUGGAGCCGUCCUAGCCGUGACCGGGCCGGCCCGUCCCACUCCCCAUUCCAGCUGCGAUUCAGCCCCACACUAGUGGAAAGAGGACACUCUAGGCGGCCACAAAAUGAAGAAAUUGUCAAACUGAUGUUGGAAAAUCAAAUGUAUGUAAACAAACAACAUUUGUUAAGGCUGGUUCAUUGAGAGAAAGCUUAUUUUACAAUGCUCCUGUGAAACAUUUAUGAAAGCACUUGUUUCCAAAGCUCAAAUUAUAUCUCACUCUUUUUUACAGUUCUGCUGGAUGAUGUUAAUAAAUGUUAUGUUUAUUGUCAUUUGAACUAUUGUGGAGUCGUAUCUCGUGUUGUGUGAUGUACGUGGCUUAUUGAUAACAACUCUGUUUCCUACUAUAGGCAGUUGGCUGCCUCGUGAUUGCAACUUUGUAACAAUCCGAUGUGAAUAGUUGGCAACGAUGUUUCGUUUCCAAGUGCUACGGAAUAAGCUCAACUGAAAUGAACCAAUUGUGCAUGAUACACAUCAUUACUCUACUCUAGUAUAUCAAUCCAUUCCAAAUCUUUAUACUAUACAUGACACGGGCGGCAUAUGUUGAUCUUCCCUAGGGCGGCAGCAGAACUGCUAGAAACGGGCCUGACGAACACAAUAAUUUGCCUCUAAUUUAUUUGUGUUUGCGGCGGACCUUGGCCUGCUCAAAGUGAGCUGCUGCUAUUGGGAAGUCAAAACUGUCCAACUACUUGGAGCAGUUUGAUGCACAUCAGCGCGGUCUUGAGGCUGUCUUUACUCUGUUUUGGAGAAAGAAUCACCUCUCGGCGGUCACACUGAAAACGGGAAUGUUCAACACAAUCCGCCAAUUUAGCCCAGUCGGGGUACACUUAGCUGAAGUCCCUUAUGAGGACCUUCCAUCUUUUGCGUGAGUAAAAAUAGAAACCACACCCGACACUAAUUUCCAAGCAGCUUGAGGAUUUAUUAGCCUAUGAAAUAGCCUAUAUUUGCCUUUGAAGUUGGAGUACAUCGACUGGUAUUUCCAUCAAUGAAUAAAAAGCAUUAUUUUGCUAUGGAUAUUUUCUUUCUCCCGGACAAUUUGGCCGGCAACAAUUUUAUUUAUUGGCAAAAAAAUUAUAAUACUGCCCAAAAGCCAGCAUUUACCGGUUCCCACUCUUUCCCCAGCGGGAUCCUCUGUUAGUCCCAUUAGAGGGGAUGGGUCUUGGGUCCCAUACACACACAGGCUGUUUGAAGUGGCAGACUAGUUCAAACUGUCCCAAUUAGACAACCAGGCUCGCCAGGCUGGACCCCACCAUGACCUGACCCAGAAUUCCAAAUUCAAGGCAGCGCUUUUGGAGAGGGAUUUUGGAGGCAUUUGGAAAAUUAGGAAAACCUUUUGAAAACAAAUCAAGCAAUUUCUAUAGGUAUUAAUGGUGUAAGGAAAGUUAGUUUGCCUGUCUACCCAAAGCUUUGUAAUAGGCCCUUAGAUGGGCUGUUAGGGAGAGGUUAAUCUCAGAGUUGUUUAAAGCUAGAAUCCUUAGUUGCUACAUACAUUUUUGGACUUAUAAAUGUAUGGUAUAUACCCAUUUGAUUCUUGAAGAAUAUGACUUAUAAAUGCCUCAUGAGCUUAGUUCAACUGUCAUACCCCAUCCGAACCCAAAAUAUAAGCUUGUUUUACUCAAAUGUUUGUAAACAAUCAAAUGUAAACAAACCGUGUAUAGCCUCAAAACAUGGUUAAAGCUAUCCUUUUGAUAUCAUGGAUGGCCAGUUCUUGCAUCCGUCGGUCUGUCUAUGAAUUUGAGAGUGGGAACAUUUAUCCAGGCCCAUCCCUCAGCUUUUUACCAAAACAGAGGUGGGAAGACCACUUUGUUAUUGAUUCAAAGAUGGGAAGGAAAACGGCCACUGUCUGAGCAAGAGCAGGCCUGGUAACCCAAACCUCAAGUUUGCCUUCCCCUCUACCCUUAUUUACUCGUCCGUGGAGAUAUUCCGUAGAAGGAUGGAAUCAUUCCACAGGAAAUGCCUUUUAACACGGCGAGGGUAAUGCAGGAAGGAGAAACCUUAGCCUUUGGUUUCCAUCUUUUUUGUUUCUCUUUAAUCCCAUUACCAGUGGCUGGCCCAGUCAGAGGCUGAGUCUGUGUUUGUGUUGGGCUGGGUUCAGUCCGCCCGCAGCACAGCGCUCGCUGGUCCCUCUCAUACUCUCCUCCAUUGGGUCUAUGUAGUGAGUUACCUCUGUGCUGCCUGAACCCAGUUAAUCUAAGGGGUUAAGCCAAAACUGUGUCAAGUCUGCCCUGGGAAUUCUCAACAUAGGAAUGGGAGAAAAUAAAUCGACAGUAAAUGAACUUGACUGGUUGGGUUAUACUUGAAAAUGAACUUUCAUGUAAUAAAGCACAGCUAAUGGUCUAAAUAGAUUAUUCUGCACAGUUGUAGUAUUUCGUUUUUUUGUGAAAGAUUUGGCUGUUCCGAGUUGGUGGGUUUGAAUGUAGGUCUAUGUGAAUGUAAUUGUUUCUAUGAAUGUACAGAAUGUGCCAGCGUAUGUGGUUGUGAAGGGGACAGUCUGUCACAGCAGCAUGCAUACACUACUCUUGCUGUGAUCCAGUAGACGUGAUUGGCACAACAGCCUCUGUGGUCUGUCUUGGGAGCCCCUGUCUGUCUCUCUGCUCUGCAGGCCAGACAGAUUAACAGUCUGCUCUGGUAUCUGCAACCGGAUCUCCUGCAGCACUGAGCCAUUCACCACGCCACACACACAUAUUGCCAUAGCAACAGCACACCACGCCACACACACACACAUUGAUUGUCACACAGGCAUAAAUAUAUGAGGUGCCAUUCAUAAAGAUGGCUCCCGACCACAGAACACACCCUGUCUGCACACACAUGCUCUACAUACACUAUAUGUAGUGUAUUCCUAUUUGGAGUGUGGUUAAUAUGGCUGCAGUUUAGACUGGAAAGAAUGUAAGAAACCAAAGUGCUGUGUGUGUGUGUGUCAGGAUCGGGGGGUUUUGCAGCUGACAGGCCAUUCUGGGGACCAGGGCUCAGGGCCAUAGCUCUGCAGCUGCCCCCUCUCUGUGCCCUCUUUGAUAGGCAAUAUGGUGUUUACUCCCCUUCCCCCUGGCCCACCCCUCUCCCACACACAGACUUCUGCUAAGAGUGCUUGUGACGAUUAUCAUAAUGUCAUCCGUCACUUAAUCUAAAGACAUGCCUAUAUGAAGGACCAGACAUUGAUUAUGGAACAGUUUAUGAGAAGCACUUUUAUUAUUGUAUAAUGUGGGUUAGCACAGUUAUUGAUGUGUGCUGGUAUAUGUACAUUUAUGUUUAUGAUCUGAACAUGGGUGUAUUGUAAUGCUUGCCUUGUGAUGUUAAUUGAUCAUUGUGACAUGUCAGGUUCUCAUUGGUCAGAGGCAUGAUAGGUAGUCCUAUUUAGAUCCUGUCAUUUCCUGGUUAGAGCCGAGGACAGGGUAAGGUCGGCAUGCUGCCGAGUUAACAGGCAGUGUUGAGGCCUGGGUUUUAUUUUGAGCGCUCUUUGAUUCAGUUCAGUUUUGAUAUUUUGUUCUACGUCCAGUUUCUUUUCUUUCGUAAAUAUUGUACGUUUCGCCUGCAUUAUUCCUCACUUUCAAAUAAAAAGCCUCACUGGGCAAGAAAAGUCUAUCUGCUGUUGCCUCCUCAAUGUAAAAUCCAACCGCUGGCUCAAUCUGACAGGGCUGUAAAAUAUGAAAAACACAUUGCAUUGGACCAAUUGAUCCAGCUGAGACCUUACUAGGAGUCACUGUAAUGUAGUAUGGAUUGCUUUUCCUUGAGUGGGCAGAGUGGCUGGUAUUGUGAUAGUUAAAAUUCAUCCAACAGUGUGGGGAUUUGAAUAGCAGACGAGACAUCCCCCAACUGUAAUCAGACAAAGAGCCAUCCGUUGUUUAAUUGGCCAAACAGACUUCAGUCAGGUUUAACCUCUUCUGUUUAUCUUGAGGAUAGAUCUGUUGCACCUGUUUUUCUCUCUGCUGUUGAUCUGUGUACACACAGCCGCCUGUAUGUCGCCAGGUGUCAAGUCCGCUAUUUGAACUGGGCUUGUCAAUACAAGGCUGUUGCAUCUUUACAGGAAUCGGUACUGAACGUAAUAGGUAGCCAGGAGGCCUGCAUCAAAGCAUGAUUCAUUGUUUUGACUGUUUUCUUAUAUGUUAUCAUUUGAAUCUUUCCACACGAAAAGGUCUUCCUCAUAGGCAAUAUUUUUCUAAUUUCUUUCAUCACUGAGCAAAUCUCAGGUCUGGGUUUUAACAGUGGUCAAGUUGGCUACUGUGGCUAUUUGAUCAUAAUGUAGGCCUACCAGAGUGACCUACCAUCAAAAACAAUGGAGAAAAUGCCUCCUAUAACAUUUUAACAUGGAAAUAGCUGUUCUAUCAUUCAGCCUACAGUAGCAGUGACUGUGUGGUGUUCAAUGUAGGCCUACAUUCCAUGAGACUUUUGAAAAAUAUAUGCAGGGCUUGAAAUUAACCUGUUUAACUGAAAAUGUUAUUGUAUUUGAUGCAAGAAACCACUUUACAAAAUAAAAUGCAUCAUUAUUCCCAUACCAUUAUUACAGAGAAUCAGGCAAAUUAUGCUACCCUCUGCCUAUUGGCUACUUUUAGCUUAUUCAAGCCUGUCUCAAAAUACAACACUGCCCCUUUAAGACAAAAAAAAGCUCUUUACCUGACACUCUUUUCAAAGAUGUCUAGAAAUGCACACGUUUGUGCUCUUGUAGGAAGCAAUUACUCCCCCAUUGCUGACUACAAAUUAUCUAUAACUGGGCUAAUAACUCCCUAACUAGCAAAGGAUAUGAACACAUGUACAAAUGUGCACACGUCGCUACAUGUAGCUCUUGCUUUGAUCUCAAAACAAGAGCAUCUACCUAUGACCGAUGAUGCUGUAAAAACAGUCCAGUUCAAAGUUAAUGGCACAGAUCCAUAUAUGGCAAUGGUCUAUUUGCAUAUACAGUAACAGUCAAAAGUUUGGACACCUACUCAUUCAAGGGUAUUUCUUUAUUUUUACUAUUUUCUACAUUCUACAUUCUACAUAGUUUUGAAUACAUCAAAACUAUGAAAUAACACAUGGAAUCAUGUAGUAACCAAAAAAGUGUUAAACAAAUCAAAAUAUAUUUUAUAUUUGAGAUUCUUCAAAGUAGCCACCCUUUGCCUUGAUGACAGCUUUGCACCCUCUUGGCAUUCUCUCAACCAGCUUCAUGAGGUAGUCACCUGGAAUGCAUUUCAAUUAACAGGUGUUCCUUUUUAAAAGUUAAUUUGUGGAAUUUCUUUCCUUCUUAAUGCAUUUGAGCCAAUCAGUUGUGUUGUGACGAGGUAGGGGGGCUACACAGAAGAUAGCCCUAUUUGGUAAAAGACCAAGUCCAUAUUAUGGCAAGAACAGCUCAAAUAAGAAAAUAAGAAAAGAGAAACGACAGUCCAUCAUUACUUUAAGACAUGGAGGUUAGUCAGUACGGAAAAGUUCAAGUACUUUGAAGGUUUCAUCAAGUACAGUCGCAAAAACUAUCAAGCGCUAUGAUAAAACUGGCUCUCAUGAGGACCGCCACAGUAAAGGAAGACCCAGAAUUACCUCUGCUGCAGAGGCUAAGUUCAUUAGAGUUAACUGCACCUCAGAUUGCAGCCCAAAUAAAUGCUUCACAGAGUUCAAGUCACAGACACAUUUCAACAUCAACUGUUCAGAGCAGACUGCGUGAAUCAGGCCUUCUUGAUCGAAUUGCUGCAAAGAAACCACUACUAUAGGACACCAAUAAUAAGAAGAGACUUGCUUGGGCCAAGAAACAUGAGCAAUGGACAUUAGAUCGUUGGAAAUCUGUCCGUCUGUCUGAUGAGUCCAAAUUUGAGAUUUUUGGUUCCAACCGCCGUGUCUUUGUGAGACACGGAGUAGGUGAACGGAUGAUCUCCGCAUGUGUGGUUCCCACCAUGAAGCAUGGAGGAGGAGGUGUGAUGGUGUGAGGGUGCUUUGCUGGUGACACUGUCAGUGAUUUAUUCUGAAUUGAAGGCACCCUUAACCAGCAUGGCUACCACAGCAUUCUGCUGCGAUACGCCAUCCCAUCUGGUUUGGGCUUAGUGGGACUAUCAUUUGUUUUUCAACAGGACAAUGACCCAACACACCUCCAGGCUGUGUAAGUGCUAUUUGACAAAGAAGGAGAGUGAUGGAGUGCUGCAUCAGAUGACCUGGCCUCCACAAUCACCCAACCUCAACCCAAUUUGAGAUGGUUUGGGAUGAGUUGGACCGCAGAGUGAAGGAAAAGCAGCCAACAAGUGCUCAGCAUAUGUGGGAACUCCUUCAAGACUGUUGGAAAAGCAUUCCUCAUGAAGCUGGUUAAGAGAAUGCCAAGAGUGUGCAAAGCUGUCAUCAAGGCAAAGGGUGGCUACUUUGAAGAAUCUCAAAUAUAUAAAAUAUACUUUUUUUUUUGGUUACUACAUGAUUCCAUGUGUGUUAUUUUAUAGUUUUGAUGUCUUCACUAUUAUUCUACAAUGUAGAAAAUAGUAAAAAUAAAGAAAAACCCUUGAAUGAGUAGGUGUGUCCAAACUUUUGACUGGUACUGUAGGCCUACUGCUGCUCUGAUUGGUUAUGGCGCACCGGUUUGUGUAGAGUAUGGCCUGAGUUGUGCCUGUCAAUGCAAUAGAAUCCUACUCCGACGUGUUCUGCCUACAACAAAAUCUCUUGCAGAGUUAGUUUUGUUUCGGUAUGUUGCAUUUGAAGUGGCUAAUAUUAUGUUCAUUCAAUCACAAUUCCCACAGUAAAGGGAAAUGUUGAUAGUGUUAACUAACGGGGAAAACUCUAGAAAGUUGAGUGAAGUUCAAUCUUGUGUGCAGCUUAGAGGGAACAUUGCUUUAGGUGAUCUUUGUCUAAUCAAUGGAUCCUCUCUCUCUCUCUCUCUCUGUCUAUCUCUCUCUGUCUCUCUCUCUCUCUCUCUCUGUCUCUCUCUGUCUCUCUCUGUCUCUCUCUCUCUCUCUCUGUCUAUCUCUCUCUCUCUCUCUCUGUCUCUCUCUGUCUCUCUCUCUCUGUCUCUCUCUCUCUCUCUCUCUCUCUGUCUAUCUCUCUGUCUAUCUCUCUGUCUCUCUCUCUCUGUCUCUCUCUGUCUCUCUCUGUCUCUCUCUCUCUCUCUCUCUCUCUCUCUCUCUCUCUCCUCUCUCUCUCUUCUCUCUCUCUCUCCCCCCCCCCCCCCCCCCCCCCCAGGGCUGGAUGACAGCCUGCAGCAGUAUGUGGCUAACUUUGAGCGGGAGAAAAUCAGCGGGGAGCAGCUGCUGAAGAUCUCCCAUCAGGACCUAGAGGAGCUGGGUGUGGCCCGCAUUGGACACCAAGAGCUGGUGCUGGAGGCCGUUGACCUGCUCUGUGCUCUGGUAUGGGGUUCUCACACCACAUCUCUUUGUCUCUCUCUCUCUCCUGCAGGUCAAUAGGUUGUUUCUCGUUUAAAAUAAGAUCAUGACAGUGUGAAAAACAGUUGGUGGGACCAGGAGCUUGCUGGUUGUUCAGUGAGGCUCACUGGAGAUGGCGCUUAGGUCAUCAGCCCUGCUGCUCCCCCCUCGCUUUCUCAGUGCUAGCGUGUGUUUGAAAUAUACCCAGAAUAUAGUUGUCAGCCAACGGAACCAGUGGUGCAGAACCUCUCUCAUUUCCCACAAAGCUCAGUGGGGUGUAGAACACUGCUCCAGGACAUUAGAGUAGGAAAAGUGAUCAGUUUCACUCCAGAGAUGGAGGAAAAUCAAGCUCUUUAUUCAGGCUGUAGGGGCCCCAGGUCUGGUGUGGUGGUUAAAUGUGAGCUGAUGAUUAGUUGUGCAUUUACAUUUUAGUCAUUUAGCAGACGCUCUUAUCCAGAGACUUAGUUAGGACACAUUCCCACAGAUAGGGAAGCAGGACAUGAAAAGGAUAAAGAGGCGAAAUGGGUUAGUGUGCUUGCUUUCGGUCUUUCUCAAUUUUUCUCUCCCUUUUGUUUCUCUCUCUCUCUCACACACACCACACACACACACACACACACACAAAUAAAUGUCAGGUCAGCUGUUACAUUCCCAGUGCACUCCUGGCCUUGGCUUUUUGUCACUCACCCCAGUGGCUCAUGGGAACGCCGCUACAGCCUUCUAGCUGGGCUGGGAUCUGACCGGGCGACCGGCCGUCCAUCAGAAGAGCUGCCAGGAGAAGAGUCAUGGUCAACACGACUGUCUUAAAGCUCAGAGAGAGAGGUGAGAGGGAGAGACAGAAAGACUGGGAUAGAGCCUCUCCUAAAACAUAAGCUCAGACUGAAACAGAACCAGGUUUUCAAACAGAUGGGAUUUAUUUGGGUUUUUAUCGCUUCCUGUGUCAUAUAAGCCCAGAUUGCGGUCUUAAGUUUUGAUCAGUGUCAGCGUUUUUUAGUCAAAUCCUUAUGCUCCUUUAAAAUGGCUCGCAUUAAUGAUUUGUCCUCUUAUCAAGUUCCUAAAAAGAGCAUAUCCAUUUAGAUUUUAUCCUCCCUGAUUUUGUAUUUAUUCUAUAAAGAAGGAAGUUCAUGACUUGAAGCAGUAGACCAACAGGUUACUGUACCCAACCAUAUCUAAUUUUGCAGGCAUUGGACCACCACCUAAAUGCCUGAGGGGCCUGGUGUGGUUUAGAAAGGUCUUGUGGGAGUGUGUGCUGGUCUGUGGUUAGACACAAGUCGUGUUCGUGCCCUUAACAUCUGAUCCUGGUUAGUUUGCUCCUAAUGUUUAAGGUUGAGAUUCAGAUGAGGAGAUUAACCUCAGCAUGGUAGCUGCCAGUCUGAGUGCCCUGAGCCCCAUGUCUGUGUCCAGCUGUGGGCCCCUUAUCCUGGGAUGGUCCGACACAAGGCCAGAGACGGACCUCUGAAGUCUGUGGUUCCUUGAUUCAUCAUCUCUAGGGAAUAUUCAUAGGGAUGUAUUGUUGGAUAGUGUCUGAGCAUCCCUCUCUGGAGCAGAGAUGGUGAUAGCAGCUUGAAGAGAUAAGCCCCUAGGCGGUAACGUUACUGUGGUCAUUGGGAAUGGAUGGACACAUGGAAAAGCUUAUUACAGGGGUAGAGGGUAUGUCUAAUGCUUUGAUUAAUCUAUGUGUCGUACCUUAUUUACCAUACCGUACAUCCUGCAGCCCAGCAUCCCUUCCUCUGCUCAGGGUAAUUGGGCCCAGAUUUCUGCUCAUCCCCUGCAAUUUACUGGAGCCUCAAAUUUUCUCUUGAAGGGCUUCAUAAAUUUAACCCGUGUUCCCUUGUUUCCCCAGCGUGUGUUUGUUGGCUUUAAUACAUCUUCCCCCAGUGCAGGGCCUCUGUUAUUUCUCAAAAUAAGUUGAAAGUCUGUUGGGAGAGGAUAGUUAUGUUAUGGAACUCAGACAGAGAGGAUGUUUAGUCGCACUUGUUUCCCCCGCUAGUGACCCUGAGUUUGGAAUGCCUGGAACGCUCCUCACACCUGUGAUUGAGGAACCCUGGGUAAACUAGCUGGUCUGCUGUGGCUCUUCUUAUUAAAAGGGAUGGGAAUUUAAAAUGAUUUCACUAUUCGAGUGAAUUGCAUUUUUUCAGAUAUCUGGAUAGUCGAAAUACAUGUUUUAAAGAAAUACUUUUUUUUGUUCAACUUCAAUGGGGACUUGCUCGCGCGACUCAGGAGAGGCGGUGCACUCUGCUUGUUGUUUCAGCACAGAUGGGUCGCGAGAGGAGCAGGGGCCGGUGUGUCUGACACGGGGAGAGAAAAAGUAGCCAAACCGACUCGCGCAAGUUAGAUAACUUAUCGCAUCUGGUAGUGUCUGUCUUGACUGCAUCAAAUUGGUGUAAAGAAACUAGCUUGCUACACUAGCCAGCUAAGUUAGUUAGCUAGCUAGCUAGCAAGGCUAAUUGAGGCUAUUUUGCUGCGCUUUCCGCGUCCUUGUCUACAACAACUUCAUUCAUAUUAAACAACAGCCUUCCUGAUGGUUGAUUGUUGUAGCCUACUCCUUCUCAUUUAACUAACUUAAUUCCAUAAUUGCAAUUCCAUUUAGCAUUGAUUAGAAAUCUCCCACUUCACUUGCUACACAUGGAGCCUCUGACGGUAGUGUUGUUUUAUUGACCAACUAUAACAAGCUACACAGGUGAAAAGUGUGUAGGCUACCAGUACGUCUUUUUUAUGGGGCGCACUCAUAACUCUCAUAAAACUGUUGUUUUAUUAACAUUUAUAAUGUCAUGGUCUAUCCUAGGAUGUAGCAAUUUCAAAUGGAUAAUUAAAUAAGAUUUUAGACCAAGCCUUUUCAUAAAAAUUAAUACUCUCACAAGUAAUAGAAUACUAACGUCAGUUCGGAUAUUCAAAUAACCGUGCCCAUCCCUACUUAUUAACAGAGAGGCCUCUCUCUCUCACUGGCCCCGCGGGAGAGGUCACGGCUUAUGAGGGGAACACACAGCCGACAAACAAGAGACCCCCUCGCACUCACACACUGUCGCCAGCCAAUUCCCCCCUCAUUAGUUUCUCUCUGCUGUGGGGUCAAAUGGUUCAAGUCCAACUCUUCUCUUUGUGGUCACACAACAGUCCUUUUCAGGGUAGACAGGAUAUCCCCUGUACUGGUCGUGGAGCCACAGGGUAGAUGGUCAGGAGAUGGCCAUGAGAUGGUCUGAACCUUCUCUGUUUCUGUUGAAUACUCUUGGAGAGCAUGUUCUUGCGUCAGGUCUGUGUAUUUGUUCUCAUCUUAUAAAUGAGUAGAACCUUGUAUCACAUGUCUUAGCUUGACUCUCAUAGAGUUCCUCCCCCUCAACAGGAUGUUAGACAGGCUGAUUUACCGUAGCCCUUCAGUACCGCUCAGAUUACAGCUCACACCAGGCAAAAGCCAUCAGAGCGAACUGGUCUCUGGAGACGGACGAAGAACAUGUUGAUUAAUCAAACUGGGACUCUCAAGUCAAAACCAUGAUGACUUCUGCAGAGACCCAUCUUGAAACCCAACACCUCUGAUUUUCUUUGGAACCCCAGUGGCCUGCUCACAGGAGAAGAAAGAGCCCACAUAUUGUCUUCCAGAGCCAUGGAAUAGAUAUUAAAGACGCAGCAGCCAAGUAGUGUGUGGAAACUGCUGUGAUUGGUGUUUUACUGUCCACUGUGGACCUGUCCCCUGGAGGAGCGUACCUAUCUCCUCAGGAGCAGGAAACAGAUGUGGGCCCCCACCUGGCUGAUAGACAGGUCUGGCAACACCCCCCUGUCUGUUGUGGAGGGCUGUGGGAACGCCCAUAUUGGGCCGUGUUCCUGCCGUGUUCCUCUGGUCGUGUCAGGUGAAGCGUAUCGUGGGGGCCCCUGCGGUGAGGGUCCAGAAGAACCUGUGUUGUGAUAGCUCUCCUCGGGUCUCCUGAGGACACUUGUCAGGAGACAGGACCUAUCUGUAGGCCCAAGCAGAUCCUGCUCCCAACAGUCACUUUGAAAUGGAGUGAAUUUGAUUUGAAACACACAUUAUUUACCUGGUCCCUGUUCCUAUAAGUUGCCACAGCUAUGGAACAAAGAGGUGUUGAACAUCUGCAUACCAGUCAGAGCUGGUGUUUCUGUGUGUUAUUGGCCCACCAAUGACAAAGCCAGCAGUGCUGUUUGAUGUUGAUUGGCUCUCCACGGCUUAUUGUCAAAGCCACACUGUUUUGGUUCAACACAGUUGCUGUGUCUUUUCAUGGACGAGUGUGGGGUUUCAGAGCCUCUGAGAUAUUUAUAUGCACCUUCUCUCCAUCUCUUCUCCUGGUAUAAAUCUGCUUAAGGUUCAUGAGAUUCCCAUUAUGACCUCAAAGGCUCUUCGUGUCUCGGUGGACCUCUGAAAGAGACGUUUGGAUGUUUGAUUUACCAACUGAGAUUGAGGAAAUUUAACAUGCUCUGUCAGUUUGCACAUUUGGCUGCUGCCUCAGCCCCAUGCAGCUCCGUGGGGACGACUUUAGGAUGAGGUAAGUAAUAUAUAAUCAGUUCCUGAGUAAAUGCUCCUGAUAUAAAACGGCAGCUGAGUGGAGUUAGCCGCUGAUCACUUGCAGGUUUCCUCAGUGUGGAGCAGGGCCGAGCAAGCGCAGGCUAUUUUCUGCACUUUAGCGUGUUUAGCCGUUAGCGUGCCAGUCAGGCUGAGGCCAGCAAGGCUGGCAGGGAUGCAACACCAUGUGAGCUGAUAUUUGCCAGAACAGGAGAUUAGGCUACCCCCCUCUCGUCUCAUUUAACUAGCGCUCCACUCCAAACACAUUCUUUCCGCAAUAUUUAAGUGGAGCGUGCGUGAGUUGCCAGGAUUAGUUGCUAAAUUAAGCCAUCCUAAAUUAAGCCACACAGAAGUGUUUUUAAUGCAGCGCUACACUAAGCAGAGCCGGCAGCUGACUGAGGUCAUGAUGAAUGUGGCCAUCAUGAUGUUUGAUGAGAGCAUUAGUCUGAACCUGACCAUAGGUCAGUGUUCAAUCCCAUGCUCCCUGAGAUCAGACACAGUGCUCGCAGUGAAAUGUACUGCACAGUCCCCUAGGUGAUAAACUCACCAUAUGACAAACUGUAGCUAUACGCUAUGACAGAGAAGGCUUUGUGAGGCUCUGCGGAUGCUUACGUAAAGAAAUGCAACUUGGCCUGCUCAUACUGUACUAACAAAACUGUUAAUGUACAUCUAAAGCUUUAUGUCAUACAAAAUAUGUUAGCUAUGUGGGGCUGUUUAGUGAAAAUACACAGGGGAGUAUCCCUGUAGGCAGAGCAGAGCUAGGGCCAUAGGGCAGGUACAGGACAUAACUUUGGCCUCAAAUAAGGGAUUUCUUUGGCCAUUAGUAGGCAUUAUAUAUUAUAGGUAUUUUCAGGGUCAUAAACUCAAUAGAGGAAAUAUCUUUCUACGCAGUUGGAAGUAAUAACUAGGUUGGGUGUGUUAGUCAAUCAUGUGCCUAAUCACUUCCCCUGGAGCAGCUCGGUGAGGUCAGGGUUGUAAGGGCAGUAGGAAUAAACAGUAGACAAAGCAGUAGCCUAAGCACAUACAGAUCUGGGGCCAGGCUUACGCUUCUGCCCUCAAUUUACACUUCUGCCCUCAACUUACGCUUCUGACCUCAACUUACGCUUCUGACCUCAACUUACGCUUCUACCCUCAACUUACGCUUCUGCCCUCAACUUACGCUUCUGCCCUCACUUACUGGCUCAGGAAUGUCAACUUUGCUUGCUUGAUGGGAAUCAGGUGAUGGCAUGUGCACCGUGCACGCCUCCCUCCCGAGGGUUGAGCCAGACGUGCCUGAAGAAUGCAGGGGAAUUUCACCCCAGAGGUGCUGGUAGAGACAUGGCCUCUUAAAUCAUGUGUAUCUUAGCACAUCACAAUUAAUAACCCACAUUUACACUGCAGGAAACAUGUUUGUCUGUGAAAUGAAAUCCAGAGCCGUAAAAAUCUGGAAAAUCAGUUCCGAUCAGGAAUGCUUUGUCCCAAAAAUGUAUUUGACGUGAACUGUAAUCACCGUAACAUACACAUUAUUUUAUGACUAAAACUAUAACUUUGAUAUAUCUAUCUCAAGCUCAACUUCUGUUCUUUCUUCCCCUCUCAGAACUACGGAGUGGAGACAGACAACCUGAAGGGUCUGGUGGUGAGGAUGAGAGUGGCCACCAACAGCCUGCACAUGUCCACGUCAGACCGCAGGAAGAGUCCGACAUACAACGGCAGCACCUCCAGGAAACCCCCCAACGACUUCCUCACCUCCGUGGUGGAGCUCAUCGGAGCUGCCAAGAGUCUCCUGGCCUGGCUGGACAGGUAAGGCCUCGCACAGCAUUCUGUCACCCCGAGAAAAAAACCAUUCAGUGUACUCUAUUUGUAUGUACAGAGUAGGGUUACCAUGGUAACUUUGCAUAGCUGUCCUAGCUACAUAAAAUCUGCUAUAUACAUUCAAGCUCCCGGACUACCAUUGGGGUUAGCUGUAAUGUUAGCAUUUCCUUAGGAGUCAUUAAGCUCACUGAAUCACCUCAUGACUAGAAUAUGCUGCUACGCUACACAAUACAGGCAUUGGUUUCUCCUCAGCCUCUACAGACUAUACCAGAAACACAGCUCUUCUCUCUCAGGAGAGCCUUCUAGAAAGGGUUUGAGGACAUAUAAAUGAAAUUGGAUACAGUCUGGUGGGUUUCCUCUACCUCUGUCUAGUCAUUGUCAAGAGAAUAUCCAGAUGAGCUGUAAGAAUCAAUCAUCAAGAAUCUCCACAUACUCUACUGCUCAUGUACAAUGCUGAUUAUUUUCAUAGCAUUUGUUUUAACAAUCACUCUCUCCCCAUCUGUCAGUUAAAACUAAACCAAAAGUAGUAUUUAUUGAAGGUAGUAGUAUUCAUGUCACCAUGUUGACCUUCACAGCUGAAAGGAUUUGUUGUUUUCGGAGGUUUGUUUCCAGAUCAAAAGUGUAAUGUGAUGAGUUCUCCCAGCAUAUUUGGGGGUGGCAUGGUGUUGAGGGGCUAGCGGUAGGGAGAUGUGUUUUGGAGUUCAGGGGUGCGUAUUUGAGAGAAGGAAUGGAGAAGGAGGCACCUACAUGGAGACAGACUGUGUUCCUUCCAACCAUUGCCUUCUAUCCCAGGCACACGCAAAGCAGAGCAAGGUUCACCAGUACUGUUGUUUUCCCUAUUAACAGCCUCCUAGAGGUGGCUCCAUGUCACGCUGUUGUCCCACUGUGAUAUUUACUCCCUUAUCGCAUUUCAGUACGGUCAGGGACAUGACCUGGACCUUAGGAUGUCAUGAUAAAAUGGCCUCUCAAUCUUUUCUCUUCUCUCUCGUUGCAGGACGCCCCUGACUGGGAUCAGUGACUUCACCACCACCAAGAAUAAGAUCAUUCAGCUGUGUCUGGACCUCACCACCACAGUUCAACAGGUCGGCACGCUCUCUCGCUGGCUCUCCCUCCCCUCUCUCCCUUUUUCUCUACCCCUCUCUCUUGCUCCAGCUCCCUCUCAACAGUGCACGUGCAGCUUGCCACUGGAAAAAUCACCCCAUAGCUCUUUCCACUCAGGGCAGACUAGCCUGAGGGCAGACACAUGUAGGAUCACAUGUAGGAUUAAGUAGAAGAGCAGGGGGUUAUGAACAUCGCAGCCUGCUUCUGCUGUUUUGUUUGUGGUUUCCUCCUAAGGUUAGCUAAUGAGGAGACACCCCCCCCCCCCCCCAACCAUGGUGGUGUUUAACGGCAAUCGCAGCCACUGCGUUUACACUUUAAUGAAAACCUCUGGCGCUCUUUAAAAAGCAUCUGCCAACAUUAUGCGGGCUGCAUUAUUCCCUGCGGCCAUGUGGUUCCUAUUUGCCUGCUGCAAGAUGUUCACAGCGGGAGAGUCUACUUUCUGUGUGUACAUCCUGUGGAGGAUUAAUGCACAGUGGGUUGAGGAGGUGGUACGGUGGUCUCCUUCACUGACACUUAUUAGAUGUUUACCUCACCUUAAAAGCAGCAAAUCAGCGAACAUCAUUCCAGGUUAAAUGUGUGUUUGAUUUGACCAUGGGUUGUCAGGUUGUUAAGAUCUAUUUUUAUCAUAUUUCUAGAAUUAAUAUUUCCAGUUUGUUGUCCAAACUGGUUAUGUAAGAGUCAGCUCUGAAAGAAAACAAACGAAGCCAGUUAAAGACCCAAGCACAGAGACAUUUCCCACAAAGGCGUUUGAAGUGAAUUGUUUUUGUGUGGCGUGAGCCUUGUGCUCCACAGCUUUGCUGUGGUGUACUGUAGCAGACACCUUGGCCUCCAUGGCACUCAGCUGUGUGAGAGACCCAGGUGGAUAUGUCUUCAGUCCACCCAGGGGCCACCUUAUGCUGUCAUAGACACAUGCAGAAAGAUGCCUCCAAUGCUCUCAUAGACCAGUGUAUCUCACAUAGUCUUUAGACACUCCUGGACUCUCCCGAUAGAUUUCGGGGAGGUGUUUGUCUGAUGAAAGACCAGGCAGGUAUUGAGGGGAAGUAUCACUGUGAUUUUAUGGUGUGGGCAUGCUUCAUGAGGUUACACAGCCUGUUCAUGAACCUUCGCCAAGAACAGAGCUUUUAGGAUGCCUGAAUGAACUCAAUGUAUAUACACACAAUAGAGCACAGCAAUAAAACAGCCAACAUGCAGCCAUUGCAGCCAUCUCAUCUGACCCGUGAGGUCAGAGCUCUGGCUUCUGCAUAAAGGGUCAAACAAGGUGUGGGUAACACUGAGUGAUGAGGUGGAGAAAGAUUGUAGGAGGAAGGGAUGUCUGGAGGGCAGGUCUGAGUCCUCACAUGGUGUUUUGAUUUCUUGUUCUGUAAGAUCCUGUUCUCAUCUGUCCAGUCUGGUCAGCUGUAUAACCGGCUCCUUGUUGAACUGGUGUGCCAGCAGUCUUCUCUUUUUGCCACUUCAUCGCUCGGCUGGACAAAUUGUCUCUGGUUACAGAUCAAAGGCUGCAGGGCCGUCUGGGGAGUCAUCUGAUCCCAGUCUGCUGGCAUGAGGAGGCUGAGGAUUCGCUGCUUUACCCAGGGAACCUUUCCUCAGUCUUUCCCUCUGAUCUUGGUUUCUAUAUGGCUUAGGUAUGAAGACUGCUUCUGUUCUGUUUUUGAUAGUUUGAUGCUUCAAGGGAUUGUGUCAAAAAACACAGAUCUGAAAGAGAUUAUGCCAAAGAGCAUUAUAUUCACAUUAUGUGAUCAUUUGCUACUUUUGAUAUAAAACAGUCUGCAUGUAAGAAAGAAGUUUGGCACAGUUUACACAAAUACAAUCUGAAGCAUAUUAUGAUACUGUUAGUAAAUGUUUUUGACCUCAAACCUACUAAAUCUGUCUUUUUAGCAUAUCCGUUUUUGGCAUGUAAAAUGCAUUUCAGCUUGAUGUAGUCAUCCAAAUAUAGACCUAUUUAUGGCAAAAAUAUGUACCAGUUUGUGAUGGAGGUCAUGCCAAAUUCCUUCUAAAACCACUGCACAUCCUUGGCCGUGUUGGAAAGUAAUUGAGGGGAAACAUUGUGUUUUGGUACCAAAACUGAAACCAACGUAUUUUAUGCUUAUUAGUUUUCCUCCAUGUUUGUUCUGGUGGUUUCUCUAGUUAAAGAAAAAUAUAGUUUUAUAUGUGCAUCAGUAUCCCAAAAGACAACACUCAGCUCAGUGCAGAUCAUAAGAUGAUUCUAGAGAGAGAAAGAAACUCCUGUCCCUAAAGGACAAACCAGUUCUCUGCUGUAGUCCGCCUCCGUGGUUUUCAAAGAUAAGCUGGCAAAUCUUGUCCAUUCAAACACAACAAUGGGCUGACAAGCCAAGUGCAUUUGCACACAGAUUCUCCUCCCCCUUGGGCCAGGGGAAUAUGGAAAUGGUCAGUCGUCUCCCAUACGUUGUCUGCACAAAGGAUUUACAAAGAGCAACAGAGCUGCCUUUGUGGAUAAUAAUGUCCACACACAACAACUUUACUACGAGGAGACAAAUCCUGGCUCCUCAAGUUCUUGUUUGUUGACAUUGAGCACCACAGUGGCAGUGACCAAUGGUUGUCCCUGACACCUCAACAUAAGUCACUGACCUGUCUGACUCCAUAAGUUAUUAACUCACAUUUCACCUGUGAGUUGAGGGACAGCUGCCUUUUGGGACAUUCACUGCAGAGAGGCCAUGCCAUAGCCAGGCAGGGGAGCCACAGCAGUGGCUCAGUAACAGUGGCCCCCUCUGAGCAGGGGUCCUUUCACCACCGGGACCCUCCAGUCCCCCAGCUUUCUGGCGAGGCUGUUAUAUCAGCUUUGAGCCCAGGCAGUCCCAGCUACAGUCUGGGAAGGGAAGGAGGAUCCUGGGAUAGGGCCAGGGCUGAGGGGCUUCUGUCUGUGGCUGGUUACUGUAGGAUGUUCCCGGCUUCUCCUGUUCCCUGGUAGUCACACAGGAGCUACUGUUACUGCAGGAGAAACUUGCAUACCUAUCACUCGGAAUCACCUUUAUUCGCCAAGUACAUUUACAAAUACUCAGAAUUGUACUUGGUGAUGUGGUGUUGCUGGUGAUGGACAACAUUUAGAGACAGAAUACAGACCGCAGAGUUUAAGCAAAGUUUACAUACAUUAUAUACAACUAAGUAGUGAGCAUAGAGCUACAGUGGGGAAAAAAAGUAUUUAAUCAGCCACCAAUUGUGCAAGUUCUCCCACUUAAAAAGAUGAGAGAGGCCUGUAAUUUUCAUCAUAGGUACACGUCAACUAUGACAGACAAAAUGAGAAGAAAAGAAAUCCAGAAAAUCACAUUGUAGGAUUUUUAAUGAAUUUAUUUGCAAAUUAUGGUGGAAAAUAAGUAUUUGGUCAAUAACAAAAGUUUCUCAAUACUUUGUUAUAUACCUUUUGUUGGCAAUGACACAGGUCAAACGUUUUCUGUAAGUCUUCACAAGGUUUUCACACACUGUUGCUGGUAUUUUGGCCCAUUCCUCCAUGCAGAUCUCCUCUAGAGCAGUGAUGUUUUGGGGCUGUCGCUGGGCAUCACAGACUUUCAACUCCCUCCAAAGAUUUUCUAUGGGGUUGAGAUCUGGAGACUGGCUAGGCCACUCCAGGAUCUUGAAAUGCUUCUUACGAAGCCACUCCUUCGUUGCCCGGGUGGUGUGUUUGGGAUCAUUGUCAUGCUGAAAGACCCAGCCACGUUUCAUCUUCAAUGCCCUUGCUGAUGGAAGGAGGUUUUCACUCAAAAUCUCACGAUACAUGGCCCCAUUCAUUCUUUCCUUUACACGGAUCAGUCGUCCUGGUCCCUUUGCAGAAAAACAGCCCCAAAGCAUGAUGUUUCCACCCCCAUGCUUCACAGUAGGUAUGGUGUUCUUUGGAUGCAACUCAGCAAUCUUUGUCCUCCAAACACGACGAGUUGAGUUUUUACCAAAAAGUUAUAUUUUGGUUUCAUCUGACCAUAUGACAUUCUCCCAAUCCUCUUCUGGAUCAUCCAAAUGCACUCUAGCAAACUUCAGACGAGCCUGGACAUGUACUGGCUUAAGCAGGGGGACACGUCUGGCACUGCAGGAUUUGAGUCCCUGGCGGCGUAGUGUGUUACUGAUGGUAGGCUUUGUUACUUUGGUCCCAGCUCUCUGCAGGUCAUUCACUAGGUCCCCCCGUGUGGUUCUGGGAUUUUUGCUCACCGUUCUUGUGAUAAUUUUGACCCCACGGGGUGAGAUCUUGCGUGGAGCCCCAGAUCGAGGGAGAUUAUCAGUGGUCUUGUAUGUCUUCCAUUUCCUAAUAAUUGCUCCCACAGUUGAUUUCUUCAAACCAAGCUGCUUACCUAUUGCAGAUUCAGUCUUCCCAGCCUGGUGCAGGUCUACAAUUUUGUUUCCGGUGUCCUUUGACAGCUCUUUGGUCUUGGCCAUAGUGGAGUUUGGAGUGUGACUGUUUGAGGUUGUGGACAGGUGUCUUUUAUACUGAUAACAAGUUCAAACAGGUGCCAUUAAUACAGGUAACGAGUGGAGGACAGAGGAGCCUCUUAAAGAAGAAGUUACAGGUCUGUGAGAGCCAGAAAUCUUGCUUGUUUGUAGGUGACCAAAUACUUAUUUUCCACCAUAAUUUGCAAAUAAAUUCAUUAAAAAUCCUACAAUGUGAUUCUCUGGAUUUUUUUUCCUCAGUUUGUCUGUCAUAGUUGACGUGUACCUAUGAUGAAAAUUACAGGCCUCUCUCAUCUUUUUAAGUGGGAGAACUUGCACAGUGGGGAAAACAACUUUUUUUCCCCACUGUAUAUGGUUGAUAUACAGUGGCUAUAUGGUUGAUAUACAGUGGCUAUACGGUUGAUAUACAGUGGCUAUACGGUUGAUAUACCGUGGCUAUACGGUUGAUAUACAGUGGCUAUACGGUUGAUAUACAGUGGCUAUACGGUUGAUAUACAGUGGCUAUACGGUUGAUAUACAGUGGCUAUACGGUUGAUAUACAGUGGCUAUACGGUUGAUAUACAGUGGCUAUACGUUUGAUAUACAGUGGCUAUACGGUUGAUAUACAGUGGCUAUACGGUUGAUAUACAGUGGCUAUACGGUUGAUAUACAGUGGCUAUACGGUUGAUAUACUGUGGCUAUACGGUUGAUAUACAGUGGAUUUACAGUGUCAGUAUGAAUAUCUAAAUGCAGAGAGAUGAACAGAGUGCAAAUGCAGUAUAGUGCAGUUAUUUUGUGUACAGUUCAGAGAUGGCUUGAUGUGGUGUGCAGCAUAGAGUGCAUAGUAAUUCAGUCUCUAUGGGCCAGAUGGUCGGUUGGUGCGGGCCACUGCCCGGGGAAUACACUUUUCAGAUGGCUGGAGGUUUUGGUCAUGAGUGGUCGGCAAUGUAGUACAUCCGCUUGUGUGCCUUCUUGGUGACCGCUGUGACAUUGUCCUCCCACUCGAGGUUGUGGGAGAUGAUGGUCCCCAGGAAUUUUAAUGAUUCACCUGAGCCAUUAAUCUCGAGGGGGAGGUGGUGGGGAGUUAACCACCAUCUCCACGGUUUUGUCUGUGUAUAGUUCCAGGUUAUUGCGACUGCACCAGGCCACCAGCCGGUCGACCUCUCCACGGUACAUGGACUCAUCGCCGUCAGUGUUGAGACCGACCAGAGUUGGAUCAUCUGCAAACUUUAGUAGUUUGACAGAUGCGUUGUUGGAGGUGCAGUCAUUGGUGUAGAGGUGAGAGCACGCAUCCUUGUGGCGCUCUGGUGCUGAGGGAUAAAGAGUCUGAAAGGUGUUUUCCCAGCUUCACGUGUUGUGUCCUGUUGGUCAGGAAGUCAGUGAUCCACUGACUGAUGGAGCUGGACACAUUCAGCUGGGAGAGUAUGUCUUGUAGCAGUUCUGGGAUGAUGUUAUUGAACGCAGAGCUAAAGUCCACAAACAAUAUCCUUGCAUAUGUCUUUGGGUUAUCCAGUUGUUUGAGGAUGUAGUGUAGGCCCAUGUUGACUGUGUCGUCCACAGACCUGUUAGCUCUGGAGGCCAACUGCACCGGGUUGAGGGAGGCAUCAGUGAUUGUUUUGAGAUGGGACAGUACCAGGCCAUCAAAAGGUGAUAGAGGAUAAAAAGUUAGAGGAUCAAAUGCAUGGGAACCUGAAGUCAAUUAAAAAACUAAAAUAGUAUGAUAUGUGAUUGGAGAGGGGUUUUUGGUCAUCUUGAAGUUGGAGGAUAUGGUUUCUACAAUGUAACACUUUGCCUCCUCCUCUCCAAGUUGUGUUUUCUAGAUGCAAGGUUCCUUUAUUUCCACUGCUCUAUAGUUUACUGUAACCCCACACCACGUUAUGCAAUUAUAUUGUCCCCAAGUUUAUAUGGAGAUGUAAUUUGACUCAGAAAGCUAUUUAUUUGAGGCCAAUCUCCAUCUCCCAUAGUCCUAUAUCUGGAUCUUUGAUUGCAUAAUAUUUACUGACUCACUAUACUUAGUUUUUAUUUACUAUCUUUGCAGGGAAAGAACCUCUUCCUGUGUGUUGAUGGAGUAUUGAGAAGGCAGCCUAUCUAACAUCUGUCUCUCCUCCUCCACAGGACUGCGGUGUUUACGAGAUGGAAGAAAAGAUCCUGGAAGUUGUAAGUAUAUCUCUCCUCCUUGUUUUGUUUUCUCAUGUAAACUUUAGAAUGAGUUUCCACUUUCAAUGGGAGCACUCUGGUAAAGUCUGUUUGAACGUUUGGGUAGAUGUUGAACUCUAAUGCUUUAUAUGGAGAUUAGGUGGCAUGCUUUCAGCGCAGUCUCCCUCUCAGAGUUAAUAGUGCAGGCAGGGGCUUGGGCCCUCUGGUAAAGGCAGCUAAAAUAUGCCCCGGCCAUCAAUCAGUGUUUCCUGUCCCUGACACUCCAGGUUCUACAGCUGACACUGAACUUCCUCCCUCUCAGACACCGUCGGUGAACUCUGCUGCAGACACACACACAGUAGCUAGAUCUCAAUCUCUACACUGUUUAGAAGUCUUCUCCAUGUCGAACUUGUUGUUCAAGUAACUGCCUCAGAAAAACUCUUCUAGUUAUAGCCUGGUCCCUAUCAUUGGUGAAUAUUCUGAAGCGUGUGAGUAGCAUUUCACUGAUUCUUGUUUGUUUACAAAUUCCUGUCAAGGGAUCUAGUUAUAGACUUGUGUGGUCAACAGAAAAUUCAAUUAGAGCUAAAAUAAGGUUGGUUCAGCGCGUCAGUUGGUUUAACGCGUGCGCAUCUGUAUGUAAGCACAAAUGUGUUGAGUGUUCAGGCAUGAUGCUUGUUACUCACCUGAGAAGAAAAAGUUAUUUAUUCUCAGAGCAUCACUAACAUGCCCCCACUAAUGAUGACAAGGUGGUGAGAUUGUCCAUAAUGACCUAGAAUGGAGAAGAGGGGAGGUAGGCAGGGAGUGAGGGGAAGCAUUAGAGACCUGCAUGUUCUCAGUGCUAUAUCUGAAGCUGUGGAACCAGCUAAUCGCACGUUAAUGACCCUCACCCCUAGUCUCCCCCCUCCUCUUCCCUGGUGGAGUGGGAUAAUUGCCCCAGAGUGACUGGCUGCUCUUGUCACCAGACUGCCUGGCCGACCUGCCAGCCCACCCCUAUAACACUGACUCAACACUGACAGUCACAGAAACAACACCUCUUAGGUGACAGGCGGUAGCUAUAGAAUCACAGUCACGUAACAGGACAUUACAUUACUGGGUUGGUCAUGUAAUCUCAGCCAUCGGGAAAGCACAUCGAGUCACUGGAAGAGGCAACGAGAUGAGAUGAGAUGGAUUCAUGAGAUUCCAUUCAAUUUUGUUUUCUUUCUUUGGGUUGUUUGUUUGGUUUUCUUGCGUUGCUUAAAUGGGUUUCCUCCGAUCUGUCUCGUUGCAGUCAAAGGUUCUGAACAGCAUCUGUGACCAGACCGUGAGGACCACCUCUGACCCUCUGAUGAGCCAAUCGGCAUGCUUGGAUGAAGUUCAGCUCAACAACCUUAAGCCUGGGGAGGGACUGGUGAGGAAUCCUGCCUGCUCUCAGUUUAACCCCAAACCCACUGAACUACUAGCUCAGUGUGUCUGGACCACUAGCUCAAUGUGUCUGGACUACUAUCUCAAUGUGUCUGGACCACUAGCUCAAUGUGUCUGGACCACUAGCUCAAUGUGUCUGGACCACUAGCUCAAUGUGUCUGGACCACUAGCUCAAUGUUUCUGGACCACUAGCUCAAUGUUUCUGGGCUACUAUCUCAAUGUUUCUGGACUACUAGCUCAAUGUGUCUGGACUACUAGCUCAAUGUGUCUGGACCACUAGCUCAAUGUGUCUGGACCACUAGCUCAAUGUGUCUGGACCACUAGCUCAAUGUGUCUGGACCACUAGCUCAAUGUGUCUGGACCACUAGCUCAAUGUGUCUGGACCACUAGCUCAAUGUGUCUGGACCACUAGCUCAAUGUGUCUGGACCACUAGCUCAAUGUGUCUGGACCACUAGCUCAAUGUGUCUGGACUACUAGCUCAAAAGUGUCUAGUGCUCCUCAACUUUCUUACAAGUUCAAACUGUCUCACAACUGUCUCACAAAUGCUAAUUCAUGUUCAUAUUUCUACAGGGUAUGUACAUCAAAUCUACCUAUGAUGGACUUCAUGUCAUCACGGGCACCACAGAGCAUGUAAGUAUGGUGGCCACAGAGGAACACAUGAGUAUAUCCUAGUGAACGCACCUUCCUAGUGAACGUGCCGUCCUAGUGAACACACCGUCCUUGUGAACACCAUCCUGGUGAACAUGCCAUUCUCUAAAUUUCCACCAGUCUUAUCUACAUGUUUCAAUAUAAAUCCAGUUGGUAUAAUGUUAUGCGUAAACACUAGUUGCCAUGUGCCAAGUUUUGAUGGGGAGACAGUCAGUGGUGUAAAGUACUUAAGUAAAAAUACUUUAAAGUACUACUUAAGUAGUUUUUGGGUGUAUCUGUACUUUACUUUACUAUUUAUAUUUUUGACUACUUUUACUUCACUACAUUCCUAAAAAACAAAAUUCACUUUUUACUCCAUACAUUUUUCCUUACACAAAAGUACUCGUUACAUUUUGAAUACUUAGCAGGAUAGGAAAAUAGUCUAAUUCACACACUUAUCAUGAGAACAUCCCUGGUCAUCCCUACUGCCUCUGAUCUGGCGGACUCACUAAACACACAUCCUUAGUUUGUAAAUUAUAUCUGAGUGUUGGAGUGUGCCCCUGGUUAUCCAUACAUUUUAAAAACAAGAAAAUCGUGCCGUCGGGUUUGCUUAAUAUAAGGAAUUUGAAAUGAGUUAUACUUUUACUUUUGAUACUUAAGUAUAUUUUAGCAAUUACAUUUACUUUUGAUACUUAAAGUAUAUUUAAAGCCAAAUACUUUUAGACUUUUACUCAAGUAGUAUUUUACUGGGUGACUUUCCAAUUUACUUGAGUUAUUUUUUAUUAAGGUAUCUUUACUUUUACUCAAGUAUGACAAUUGGUACUUUUUCCACCACUGGAGACGGUUAAGGGUGGGCUUCAAACAGUACGUCUUCUUUCCAACCCACCCUGCCCUCCUCCUCCCAUUCUAAGGGUGGUCGAGUGCAUUAUUGUUUGCCACAGAGCUAGGAUACCAGUGUAAAUGUGUUUCUUAUCAAGCAGUGGAGAGAGGGAAGGAGUAGUGUAGGGGUUGAAUAAUAUAGCUGUUCCCAUCUCCGUCAUCCAUUUAAGAAUCACAAACUUCAACAGUAAAACAUCCUCCUACAGAGGGACACUGUGUAAUGUGGCAGCGCUAGCUAUUACAGCCUAAUUAUCACGCCGUCCGUCAUUAAUCAAACCCUAAUUCAUCAUAUAUCAUGACUCAUUAAUUGCUUUGACAUUCUCAUGCAAAAUGUGACAUGCAUAAUGUGACAACCCAUUCAUAAAGAGGAUGUUUGUGUUGUGUAGUCAGAAUUAUAUCGAACGAAUAUUUCCUCAGGGGCUUAUGAUAAUGUGACAACCCAUUCAUAAAGAGGAUGUUUGUGUUGUGUAGUCAGAAUUAUAUCAAUCGAACAUUUCCUCACGGGCUUAUGAAGUGGGUCUGUUUCGUAACAAGCCCAUACGUGGCACUUCUGACGAUAAAGCAAUCACAGAUCAAUGUGAAUUAUCCAGGAGCUAAUAUUACAUGUAGAUGGUGUCUGUUGGUAGACUAAUCUUCUCCUCUGUGAUGUCAGUCCCCGGCGGACAUGACGAGGAAGAUCCAUGGAGGUGACGAGGUGAUCCAGGUCAACCAGCAGACAGUGGUGAGCACCCAGCACCUGUUAUAUCCAACACGUGUCACACACACUACUCCUCCAAUUGACUACAGUGCUAUAGAAGGGUUGAGACUGCACGGCUCAAACGUUCAUGUAAAACCCUUGCAGUUCACUACACAGCUACAGAAGGAUAUAUUGCUGACCUUGGCUGUGAUGGUACAGUGAUAUGCUGACGCUGUGUUGUGUCAGGUGGGCUGGCAGCUAAAGAACCUGGUGGGGAAGCUGAGAGAGGAUCCUAAAGGUGUAGUCCUACUGCUGAAGAAGAGGCCUACAGGAUCCUGCGGGUUCACACCGGCCCCUCUCAAGAACAUGCGUUGGAAACCGCCCAUGGCGCAGGUGCACAUUCUAAACCCCUUCAUCUUUUACUUUCAUGUACUAACUAAGGCAGUGUGAUUGUUAUUGUUCAUAUUACCUUUUGUUAAAUGUGCCUUAUGAGGGCGUAGGGAGAUGUGUUUGAUUGUAACAAGCCUAGACAAGUGUAAGAACCACCCAGAGAGAGGGCUGCAGGGCUGAGGACAACAACUACUGUACUCACACAGUGAUGAUGAUGUCACUCAGACUGGGUCAUCAGUGGCGGUAGCCAGCAGUCUGUGAGUCAGUCUGCAGAGACAGGAGCUAGCAUCUCCUUCAGUGGUGAAUAGAAGAGAGGGGAACAAAUGUCUGCUUUGAGAGUGGUUUGUGUAUGUGUUGUUGUUUGUAGAACCAGAUCAACAUCUGGCAGUAGUGUAGGGUGGGAAUCCCCAGUGAUCCAUGCUGUAUUUAUGUGGGUUAGGUCGGCUAGUCAGCUAGCUUCCAUAGAAGACAAGUCUCGCAAUGGGCCGCUCAAUGAUUCAGCUCACAAAGGGCUUGGGUACAUCCUCUUUUGAGAAGGUCAAAACCUCCAAAAUGUGUGUUAGUGGAGACAAGGAGAAUCAAGUCUCAGAAUGUCCAGAGAAAUCCUGUGUUAAUAACGUUAUGUAAUGGUAAUCCAAUUCACCAGUCUCUCAUAUGUGGACAGUUAGCACCUGGCUGAGCUCUUAGCCACAGCCAGGCACCUGAGCCCUGACUGCAGUGACUGAGGCUCCAUAGGGAACAAUACGCUGUUGUAACCUGACCUGUGCUCUGGUCCUGGCACUGCCUUGUCAUGCCUCUGGAGGCUGCUUCUGCCCUGGGAAGAUCAGAGCACAUGAUAUCAAAGCAGAGCUGGUUUCACUUAACAAAGAACCUCUCAUCACAAAGAUACCGGAUCAUUCUGGACUUGUUCACCGCCGUGUUUGAACAAGGUGUCAGGAAUCAAAGCACCACGUCUUGGGUUUUAUGAUAAGAGAGAGGCGUCAGUGUGUUAAACAAUGAUGGAGCACACAGUGAUUCAGGAGUGACACUGGUUUCUACAGGUAUCCUGGUUAUAGGGGAGGAGGAGGAGAGGGUAGACGUACCAGGAUCUAAUCUGUUUGAUGGAGAGUGAAACUGAACAUGGUCAAUUUACCAAGUAGUGUGGUUUUAAAAUGGCACCAUAGCUGUGGUAGAAUAGUAUGGUUUCUUAAAUGUAUGUUGCAGCAGCUAUUUUGGAUUCCCCUCAAAAUCCUUCCAUUCCCCAAAUAGAGUUGUAUACAGUGCAUUAGGAAAUUAUUCAGACUUCUUCACUCUUUCCACAUUUUGUUACGUUACAGCCGUAUUCUAAAAUUGAUAAAAUAAAAUAAAAACAUCUCAUCAAUCUACACGCAAUACCCAAUAAUGACAAAGCAAAAACAGGUUACUUAUUUGUUUAGCAAAUUUAUAAAAAACAACUUUAAAAAACAGAAAUAUCACAUUUACAUAAGUAUUUAGACCCUUUACUCAGUACUUUGUUGAAGUACCUUUGGCAGCGAUUACAGCCUCAAGUCUUCUUGGGUAUUACGCUACAAGCUUGGCACACCUGUAUUUGGGGAAUUUCUCCCAUUCUUCUCUGCAGAUCCUCUCAAGCUCUGUCAGGUUGGAUGGGGAGCGUCGCUGCACAGCUAUUUUCAGGUCACUCCUAAGAUGUUUUAUCGGUUUCAAGUCCGGGCUCUGGCUGGGCCACUCAAGGACAUUCAGAGACUUGUACCGAAGCCACUCCUGCGUUGUAUUGGUUGUGUGCUUAGGGUCGUUGUCCUGUUGGAAGGUGAACCUUCGCCCCAGUCUGAGGUCCUGAGCACUCUGGAGCAGGUUUUCAUCAAGGAUCUCUCUGUACUUUGCUCCGUUCGUGUUUCCUUCGAUCCUGACUAGUCUCCCAGUCCCUGCUGCUGAAAAACACCCACACAGCAUGAUGCUACCACCACCAUGCUUCACAUUUACAUUUUUUUUUACAUUUACGUCAUUUAGCAGAUGCUCUUAUCCAGAGCGACUUACAGUUAGUGCAUACAUUAGUCUUUUUUAUUUUCAUACUGCCCCCCCGUGGGAAUCGAACCCACAACCCUGGCGUUGCAAACGCCAUGCUCUACCAACUGAGCUACCUCCCUGCCGGCCAUUCCCUCCCCUACCCUGGACGACGCUGGGCCAAUUGUGCGCCGCCCCAUUGGUCUCCCGGUUGCGGCCGGCUACAGCAGAGCCUGGAUUCGAACCAGGAUCUCUAGUGGCACAGCUAGCACUGCGAUGCAGUGCCUUAGACCACUGCGCCACUCGGGAGGUUACUUCACCGUAGGGAUGGUGCUAGGUUUCCUCUAGAUGUGACGCUUGGCAUUCAGGCCAAAGAGUUCAAUCUUGGUUUCAUUAGACCUUGUGUGCCUUUUACUGAGGAGUGGCUUCCGUCUGGCCACUCUACCAUAAAGGCCUGAUUGGUGGAGUGCUGCAGAGAUGGUUGGCCUUUUGGAAGGUUCUCCCAUCUCCACAGAGGAACUCUGGAGCUCUGUCAGAGUGACAAUCGGGUUCAUGGUCACCUCUCUGACCAAAGCCCUUCUCCCCCGAUUGCUCAGUUUGUUUCUUCUAGGAAGAGUCUUGGUGGUUCCAAAUGUCUUCCAUUUAAGAAUGAUGGAGGCCACUGUGAUCUUGGGGACCUUCAAUGCUGCAGAAAUGUUCCCCAGAUCUGUGCCUCGACACAAUCCUGUCUCUGAGGUCUACGGACAAUUCCUUCGACCUCAUGGCUUGGUUUUUGCUCUGACAUGCACUGUCAACUGUGGGACCUUAUAUAGACAGGUGUGUGCCUUUCCAAAUCAUGUCCAAUCAAUUGAAUUUACCACAGGUGGUAUUAGGUUGUUGAAACAUCUCAAGGAUGGUCAAUGGAAACAGGAUGUAACUGAGCUCAAUUUCGAGUCUCAUAGCAAAGGAUCUGAAUACCUACACUACCGGUCAAAGGUUUUAGAACAUUCAAGGGUUUUUCUUUAUUUUUACUAUUUUCUACAUUGUAGAAUAAUAGUGAAGACGUGAAAACUAUGAAAUAACACAUAUGGAAUCAGGGUAGUAACCAAAAAAGUGUUAAACAAAUCAAAAUAUGUUUGAGAUUCUUCAAAUAGCCACCCUUUGCCUUGAUGACCGCUUUGCACAGUCUUGGCAUUCUCUCAACCAGCUUCACCUGGAAUGCUUUUCCAACAGUCUUGAAGGAGUUCCCACAUGCUGAGCACUUGUUGGCUGCUUUUCCUUCACUCUGCGGUCCGACUCAUCCCGAACCAUCUCAAUUUGGUUGAGGUCGGGGGAUUGUGGAGGACAGGUCAUCUGAUGCAGCACUCCAUCACUCUCCUUCUUGGUAAAAUAGCCCUUACACAGCCUGGAGGUGUGUUGGGUCAUUGUCCUGUUGAAAAACUAAGCCCAAACCAGAUUGGAUGGCGUAUCGCUGCAGAAUGCUGUGGUAGCCAUGCUGGUUAAGUGUGCCUUGAAUUCUAAAUAAAUCACAGACAGUGUCACCAGCAAAGCACCCCCACACCAUAACACCUCCUCCUCCAUUUUUACGGUGGGAAAUACACAUGUGGAGAUCAUCUCACAAAGUUGGAACCAAAAAUCUCCAAUUUGGACUCCAGACCAAAGGACAAAUUUCCACUGGUCUAAUGUCCAUUGCUCGUGUUUCUUGGUACAAGCAAGUCUCUUCUUCUUAUUGGUGUCCUUUUAGUAGUGGUUUCUUUGCAGCAAUUUGACCAUGAACGUCUGAUUCACACAGUCUACUCUGAACAGUUGAUGUUGAGAUGUGUCUGUUACUUGAACUCUGUGAAUCAUUUAUUUGGGCUGCAAUUUCUGAGGCUGGUAACUCUAAUGAACGUAUCCUCUGCAGCAGAGGUAACUCUGGGUCUUCCAUUCCUGUGGUGGUCCUCAUGAGAGCCAGUGUCAUCAUAGCGCUUGAUGGUUUUUGUGACUACACUUGAAGAAACUUUAAAAGUUCUUCAAAAAAAAUUUACCAAAUAGGGCUAUCUUCUGUAUAUCCCCCCUACCUUGUCACAACACAACUGAUUGGCUCAAACGCAUUAAGGAGGAAAGCGAUUCCACAAAUGAACUUUUAAGAAGGCACACCUGUUAAUUGAAAUACAUUCCAGGUGACUACCUCAUGAAGCUGGUUGAGAGAAUUCCAAGAGUGUGCAAAGCUGUCAUCAAAGCAAAGGGUGGCUAUUUGAAGAAUCUCAAAUAUAAAAUGUUUUGAUUUGUUUAAUACUUUUUUGGUUACUACAUGAUUACAUGUGUAUUAUUUCAUAGUUUUGAUGUCUUCACUAUUAUUCUACAAUGUAGAAAAUAGUAAAAAAUUAAGAAAAACCCUUGAAUGAGUAGGUGUUCUAAAACUGUUGACCGGUAGUGUAUGUAAAUAAGGUAUUUCUGUUUUUAAAAACCUGUUUUCGCUUUGUUAUUAUGGGGUAUUGUGUGUAGAUUGAUGAGGAUUAAAAAAAUUGUUUACAUCCAUUUUAGAAUAAGGCUGUAACAUAACAAAAUGUGGAAAAAGUGAAGGGGUCUGAAUACUUUCUGAAUGCACUAUAGAUGUAAAGAGACAGGCAUGCAGCUAUAAUGUAGGACCUGCCAUAUGUGUCAUGAUCCACCUCUUUACUAACAAGUAGUGUUUAAAAUGCCUUUGCCAGGGAAUGUAAAUACAGUAGCAGACAAUUGAGGUAAUCAACCAUCCAUUUUGGUGAUGAAUGUUGGAAGUUUAAAAAGACAAAAGUAAUCAGCUAGAGUAGACUAUAGGAUGUGACAUAUGGGGGAAACGCUCUUCCUUGCCAACAAGUUAGUAGAUUUUCUAAAAAGUAGACACCUCUUGAGACAUAGCUAUGCUGCUGGCCGUUUUCCCACAAUCAUUUACAGUAAGUUCUAUGAGGGGAGCAUUUUCUGACAGAUUGUGUGUGUGUGUAUAAAUAUAUAUAUUUAUUUAUUUAUUUUUAGAGCACCCCUUCCCUGAACAAACCCCAGUCUCCAGGUUGUUCCACAGACAGCUCCACCAAGAAGGAGAAACCCGCCAUCCUGGACCUGUACAUCCCCCCUCCCCCCUCGGUACCCUACACCCCACGGUGUGUAACCCUGUAAGUCCUGCACCCCCUUCUCCAAUCAUUGCCAUACACUAGGGUCAGGGGUUUUCCUAGGCAUUUGACCAGGCCUAGUCCUAAGCCUAGAGUACUUUGGGUUCUGUAAAAACUCCUGGCCUAAACCUACACCUCAGGGUGAGUUAGACGUAUGUGUGGAUCCCUGUAACCCUGCAUUGAGGGAGCCACGCGCCCACAGAUAGCCGGCCCUUGAUUCUCUAGCUACAUUCUCCUGCUCUGUUCUCCUGCCUUUGAGGUCUGGAUAAGGAGUGUGUUUCAGCCCCCUGAUCUCUCGCCUUACACCCAUAAACCCCUACAACAGAGCACAUUCAUCCCGCUCCGCUCGCACCGCAGACACAUUAUGCAACAGCCUCUGUUUCAUCUGACUCCUUCGUCUCUCUCGCUCUCUCUCUCGCCGUCUCUCUCUCUCUCCCUCCCUCUAUGUACAGUGAGGGAAAAAAGUAUUUGAUCCCCUGCUGAUUUUGUACGUUUUCCCACUGACAAAGACAUGAUCAAUCUAUAAUUUUAAUGGUAGGUUUAUUUGAACAGUGAGAGACAGAAUAACAAAACAAAAAUCCAGAAAAACACAUGUCAAAAAUGUUAUAAAUUGAUAUGCAUUUUAAUGAGGGAAAUAAGUAUUGACCCCUCUGCAAAACAUGACUUAGUACUUGGUGGCAAAACCCUUGUUGGCAAUCACAGAGGUCAGACGUUUCUUGUAGUUGGCCACCAAGUUUGCACACAUCUCAGGAGGGAUUUUGUCCCACUCCUCUUUGCAGAUCUUCUCCAAAUCAUUAAGGUUUCGAGGCUGACGUUUGGCAACUCGAACUUUCAGCUCCCUCCACAGAUUUUCUAUGGGAUUAAGGUCUGGAGACUGGCUAGGCCACUCCAGGACCUUAAUGUGCUUCUUCUUGAGCCACUCCUUUGUUGCCUUGGCCAUGUGUUUUGGGUCAUUGUCAUGCUGGAAUACCCAUCCAUGACCCAUUUUCAAUGCCCUGGCUGAGGGAAGGAGGUUCUCACCCAAGAUUUGACGGUACAUGGCCCUGUCCAUCGUCCCUUUGAUGCGGUAAAGUUGUCCUGUCCCCUUAGCAGAAAAACACCCCCAAAGCAUAAUGUUUCCACCUCCAUGUUUGACAGUGGGGAUGGUGUUCUUGGGGUCAUAGGCAGCAUUCCUCCUCCUCCAAACACGGCGAGUUGAGUUGAUGCCAAAGAGCUCGAUUUUGGUCUCAUCUGACCACAACACUUUCACCCAGUUCUCCUCUGAAUCAUUCAGAUGUUCAUUGGCAAACUUCAGACGGGCCUGUAUAUUUGCUUUCUUGAGCAGGGGGACCUUGCGGGCGCUGCAGGAUUUCAGUCCUUCACGGCGUAGUGUGUUACCAAUUGUUUUCGUGGUGACUAUGGUCCCAGCUGCCUUAAGAUCAUUGACAAGAUCCUCCCGUGUAGUUCUGGGCUGAUAACUCACUGUUCUCAUGAUCAUUGUAACUCCACGAGGUGAGAUCUUGCAUGGAGACCCAGGCCGAGGGAGAUUGACAGUUCUUUUGUGUUUCUUCCAUUUACGAAUAAUCACACCAACUGUCACCUUCUCACCAAGCUGCUUGGCGAUGGUCUUGUAGCCCAUUCCAGCCUUGUGUAGGUUUACAAUCUUGUCCCUGACAUCCUUGGAGAGCUCUUUGGUCUUGGCCAUGGUGGAGAGUUUGGAAUCUGAUUGUUUGAUUGUUUCUGUGGACAGGUGUCUUUUAUACAGGUAACAAACUGAGAUUAGGAGCACUCCCUUUAAGAGUGUGCUCCUAAUCUCAGCUCGUUACCUGUAUAAAAGACACCUGGGAGCCAGAAAUCUUUCUGAUUGAGGGGGUCAAAUACUUAUUUCCCUCAUUAAAAUUUAAAUCAAUUUAUAACAUUUUUGACAUGUGUUUUUCUGGAUUUUGUUGUUGUUAUUCUGUCUCUCUCUGUUCAAGUAAACCUACCAUUAAAAUUAUAGACUGAUCAUUUCUUUGUCAUUGGGCAAACGUACAAAAUCAGCAGGGGAUCAAAUACUUCUUUCCCUCACUGUAGGCUGCAUGUUCAGAUGGUGAAUCAUAUUCAACAGGUUGUUGAUUUAGUUAGGGACUGAGCAACAGCAUAAAACACAUUUUACUCAUUUGAUCUCCCUCCUUGUGCUCUCACCUAUUUGAAAUGAGACGUUGAUGUUGAUCAGUAUUUUCUGUCCACAGAGAGAGUAAGAUCAGCUCUUACUCCAGCAUCAGUAAGAUCAGACCAAAGGGUUCAGAGUCGCCCAAUUCCUUCCUGGACCUGGAGAGUCAAAGACGCUUCACCAUCGCAGACUACGACAAGCUGGGCGUGGUCUACCCCAUCGAGGCCAAUGUCAUUCAGCCCAGGAUGAGGGAACGCAACACCUCGUCUCGUGGUUAGUAUCAUCCCCCACAGUCACCACACACACAAGGCCCACUCAUUCUAGAAUUCAAGCCAAUAUUCAAAACCAGUGAGAGAAAAUAUUCAAACGUUUUUUUUCUGUUCUUCCUGCUUAGGUAAGCCACGCCCCCUCUCCAUGCCAGUGGACACCUGUCUUGGACUGGCAGACCCCUAUGCCAAGCCCUGGGCACAAGGCCGGAAAGGUAACAAACACAUGCCAACCACCCGUCUUCUGAGUAACUGCAGAAUAACAAUUUAACCAACAGUAAUCUAAUUGACCACAACCUCAAUCAGAUUAUCCAAUUCACACCUUCAACAGCUAAAUAAAUGAGAACACAUGGUAGAAUUUACCCCUCCAAUGACCUUGGAGGCCUGGUACCUCUGCUUCAUUUACCAAUGAAUGAACCAAGUGAUUAGUGUCAACUGAGAGCCAUUAUGUACCUCUUGCCUAAAUGGGAUUAACUAGAGUUUACACCAGGGGUUGGAACCAAAGUUAUUUUCCAAUCGUUCCAUAAUUUUUUUCGUUCCAUUCCACUGUUUCGACCUGCAAAAGAAAGUUCUGAACCGGUUCGAACCCAAAAAAAAGUACCAGUUUAUAUCGUUCUUUUCUGUUCCUUUUUAAACCUCUUCACCAAUCAGUGCGGAAAGAGCAGCUUAGGAGCAGGAAAGCUAUAGUUGUUUAUACGCGCGAUGGACAGACAAGUUUAGGGCGCGGAAUGCGACUGAAAUUUUGCGGGUGGGGAGAAAGUGAGAGAGGGUGGUGGAGGAGGAGGCUUGGCUUGAAGAGCUGGGCAUCUUGUUAUGACAUGCAUUAACUGAAUUAGGCAGACAGAAAUAUACCUACGGAGGAGUGGCUUCUAUGGAGGACCUUUGAAUGUCUUUGAAUUUUAGAGAGUUGGCUUAACGUUGGACCAGAGCUAGCUAGCUAGCUAACAAGCUUGUGUGUGCAGAGCGGCACCAGAAUUAAAAACACGUCUUACUUUUUUGUAGUUAAUAAAUCUAAUGUGAAACAUGAUAACUAUAGUACCUUAACUAGCAUUGAAAAAGUUAAUCCAUUCUUCUGUAAUUAAAAUUCUCUCCCACAUUUCUGAAUCACGCUACAGCAGCCUAUGCUUCAGAGGGGUAGGAGCAGGUAGCCUACACACGCACACACACUGGCAAAUAUUUUCAGUUGGCAGGCAGUAGGGUUGGGUAGUGUCCAGAUUUUCAUAUCCUCAUACCGUCCUUCUCUCACACAGGAAUUUACGUUAUUACUGGCUUAGUACACAAGGGAGCUCCAAAAAAUGCAAAAAAAGGCCGUUGGGCGUCUAUUACCAGAAUUAUAACAAAAUUAGCACAAGUAAUAGCGCAUUUCCAUGAAGGCUGCUAGCUAAAUAUGCUAACGAGCGCAAACUAAAAUAAAAAAUUGCAAAGUCAGGCAAUCCAGUAUGAAAAUGUAUGCACUCACUAACUGUAAGUCGCUCUGGAUAAGAGUGUCUGCUAAAUGACUAAAAAUGUAAAAAUCCAGCUCAUUAAAGUUAUACAUGUAUAGGUAGGAGCUACCGAAUGUCAUUUUUGGUGAAAUUUGACAUUUUAAAAGCAAAUGUGAACGAGAGACAUUGUGCAAAUGAACAAAGUUUUGACGCAUGCUUGUCUAAAGGAAGAACAGUACUGUGUACACACUGUGUCUUUGUGGAGUCUGGGAGUCUGCUCAGAGAAGAUAGGGGAGGAGCAGACGGGCCCAAAACGGAGAGAAAGACGCAAGGUAUUCAAGCUGCAGUGGCAGCUGUACAGAACUCAUCCAAAGGGCUUUGACUUCUCAAACACAACAGAAAGCUAACACAAACUUGAACGUUGUGAAACAUAUAGCCCAACGUUUGUAGAACAACUAAAGUUGGUGAAGCAUGGUGGUGGUAGCAUCAUGCUGUGGGGAUGUUUUCAUCGGCAGGGACUGGGAAACUGGUCAGAAUUGAAGGAAUGUAUAGGUAGCACACAUGAGGACAUUUUUCUGUUGAGAUAAUGUCCUUAUUAAUUUCUAGUAAAAUGUUUCCUGUUUUGACUAAUUGAAUAGAGUGCGUUAGGUCUGCUCUAUACCAAAUUAGCAUACCCCAUGUUUUACACCUGGUAGUUUGGUGGAUGGGACUAUCAACUCUAUUUAACCUAGAGGGCAACCAGUGGGUCCGUCUCCUCUAUUCCCUGUCUCUUGCAGGAUGACAAUGUCUGUAUUUCCAAUUUCUUUGAUGAAGUCUGGGUUCCUGCUCUUUAGGCCAAAGGCAGAUGACCUCAGACCUGGAUGAGAUAGUAAAAGUUUUGUGUUCCAUAGUGUCUAGUGUUGUUUUCGUGUGAUUUAGGGUCGGACCAUUACAGUAGGUGUGAGCAGAGCAUAUUGAGCAUCUGAUACAUACUGUACCUCUUAGGUCGCAGAAUGGGGCUUGGGAAGGUAUAUUAGUGGGGGUUGGGCCUGUUGCUCUGAUCACGGCCUGGGCAUAUGUGCGGUCUUUGCUGCAGGGGCGGGGGCGGGGGGCAUGGGGGUGGCAGAAGGGGCAUAGGUCUGAUCUGGGGGGGCCUAUAUAGGGUGUGGCCAGGGUUUGUUUGCGGGUGGUGGGGAUGUGACUAGUGAUGCUGUAGUCUGGGUGUAGGUCCUCUUGGCGUGGGUUUUCUCGGUGCAGGUCCUUCGGGAGGGGGUCUGGGAGGGUGUCUCGCUGGUCUGGGCGGGGAGUCCGUUGCUCGUGUGUGAAGUGCUGGGGCUGUGGUUGAGGGCGACGUCCUUCAGGGUCCUGGCAAAAGUUGGGAUUGCUGCCUUGUAGAGGUGGACCUGGACCUGGUCCUUCAAGGAGUGAAUGGGAGUCUAUUGGGCGCUAGCUCAAAAACCAAAAAUUAGCACAGAUUUCGUUAACAAGAAUUACAGCAUUACAAAUAUUUUCCGAGAUGUGAGAUAAUUAACUUGCUAUCUGUAGUAUCGUAUAGCUUUGGAAUCAUGACAUUACGUACUUUCGAGGAAAAUAGGCACGUUUCUCGACAUAUACAUUGACUUUGAGAAGGGAUUGCGUGACGAUUAGCUUAGCAACCGUGUGACGCAGCAUGACAACGUGAACGUGAUUGGUCGACAGUCUGCUGGGUGGGGCAUUAUACGUUCCUUCAUUCAUUGGAUUCCUAUCUCCUUUCUAUAAUAUCUCUGGCUACAGCACCAUGCAAUGCACCCUGGAUGCAGACAAAUAGGAAAAAUGUGCUAUGUUAAAUUACACAUUUCUCGAGGUAGGAAUAUCGCAAAAAUAUUAUCAAUGGCUCUUUCGAGAGAAGACAACUUACUGCGUUAUGACAUCGGCCAGUAUUUAAAUCUGACAUGUAUGAUAACGUUUUUGCAAUCUUAAAGUCGUAUUCCUAUUAACUUCUAGUGUAGAGAGAGCGACUAUAUCAUGGUGCUACGUAAAACCGGCCGGAUUUCUGCCUGCUUGAACGCCAAUAACUCAGAAACACAUGAAAACAUGAAAUGACCCAGGGAAUCGAUAGAACAUCACUCAGAGAUGCACAAAAACAAUAUAACAUUCAAAAUGGGUGAACCGUUCCUUUAACUAAAGGGGAAAACUCUAGAAAGUUGAGUGAAGUUCAAUCUCGUGCUUCUCUGCACAGGCUGAUAUUUCUUCUGCGCGGCAGUCCCGGAGGAGCUGCGUACCUGCACACGUGCACAGCUAAGAGGGAACAUUGCCACUUAUACUGAACAAAAAUAUAAACGCAACAUGCAACAAUUUCUACGAUUUUACUAAGUUACAGUUCAUAUAAGGAAAUCAGUCAAUUGAAAUAAAUAAAUUAGGCCCUAAUCUAUGGAUUUCAUAUGACUGGGCAGGGGCGCAGCCAUGGGUGGGCCUGGGAGGGCAUAGGCCCACCUACUUGGGAGCCAGGCCCACCCAGUGGGGAGCCAGGCCCAGCCAAUUAGACUGAGUUUUUCCCCGCAAAAGGGCUUUAUUACAGACAGAAAUACUCCGUUUCAUCAGCUGUCCGGGUGGCUGGUCUCAGACGAUCCCUCAAGUGAAGAAGCCGGAUUCAUUUCUCUGUCAACAGCUCUGGUGGACAUUCCUGCAGUCAUCAUGCCAAUUGCAUGCUCCUUCCAAACUUGAUGACUGUGGCGUUGUGUUGUGUGACAAAAAACAUUUUAGUGGCCUUUUAUUGUCCCCAGCACAAGGUUCACGUUUGAGAGAAAUGAAAUAAGCUUUUCGUGCGCAUGGAACAUUUCUGGGAUCAUUUAUUUCAGCUCAUGAAACAUGGGACCAACACUAUACAUUUAUAUUUUUGUUCAGUAUAGAUAACUAGCAAGUUAAACUUAGGGGUCGCCCUAACGCAUAAUACUUAGUUUUUCACGCAGGAAAAAAAUAUUAAACGCAUAAGAAAUAUCUUGCUGCGUUUUGUAAAUGCAGAUCUAAAAUGCUUCUUAUUGUAAUUUCUGCUCAGCAUCAAACUAAUUUUGUGCUUAAGUUGCACUUCUCCACUCGGAUGAUAAUUCACGAAUGGGCAUUCUAUCAGCAGACUGCCAUUCUAUCAGCAGACUGCCCUCUGACUGCUCUGACUGAUGUGGAGCUACUUUUCUCUGGUACUUUUCUCGGUGUAGCCAGCCUACUUUUCUCUGGUACUUUUCUCGGUGUAGCCAGCCUACUUUUCUCUGGUACUUUUCUCGGUGUAGCCAGCCUACUUUUCUCUGGUACUUUUCUCGGUGUAGCCAGCCUACUUUUCUCUGGUACUUUUCUCGGUGUAGCCAGCCUACUUUUCUCUGGUACUUUUCUCGGUGUAGCCAGCCUACUUUUCUCUGGUACUUUUCUCGGUGUAGCCAGCCUACUUUUCUCUGGUACUUUUCUCGGUGUAGCCAGCCUACUUUUCUCCGGUACUUUUCUCGGUGUAGCCAGCCUACUUUUCUCCGGUAAAAUGCUAGAUUAACUUAAGCAAAACAUUAGGAAAUGUAGCUGGUUACAUUCUUUCUAUGAUGAACAUUAGAAAUAUGAUGGCCAUGCAUAGUUAUUUUCUUCCUCAAAAAUAGACCUUGCUUUUUCAUUGUAAGCUCAUUUACUUGUGUGGCUGCCAGCCAAAUAGUGUUGCACUUCUGUUGUCAUCUGAUGACAAUGAAGCUAUUUUCUGAUGAAUGUGUUGCACUAAUGUAUUUUCUGUGAAAGAAAACUAUAGUUGCAUGUCCCUGAUCACUCUAUUGAAGAAAAAACAACAACACUGACUUUCAAUAUAAAACGCGAGCCCUGUCAAUACACAGCUGGACUCAAUACACAGCUGGACAGCUGGACAACUUUCUCCCAUUGUGUUAUUUACAAAAACACGUGACUGGCUCACCUGUUCUGGGGAACUAUGGUAAGCUUCAUAAUGUAAAAGGAUGUGAACGGUGAAAUGAAGAACGCAAUCUGCUUUACCUCCUAAUGUAUUGCACAAGUUGACUGGAAUUAUUUAUUUAAAGUAGCUACAAAUAUUACAAUUUAUUGAGAAAAAAAUUUGUUUUGUUUUGAAGGUAUUGAAAAACCAUCCAAUGGCUAUUUCCAAAUAUCCUGGUGUAUGGUAUAUAAGGUAAAAUAACAUUAUUAACCAGUUCCCAUUUUAAAAUAACAGUUCUGUUCCGGAACAGUAUAGAUCUACAACACUUUUGUUCCCAGUUCUGAUCCUUGUUCUUUUCCGGUUUUCCAAUCCCUGGUUUAAACCAAUAAGAUCAGUUCUUCAUCCCCUGGUCUCCUUGGAGAGGACAGACACACGGUUGUGAAUGCACAGACAGAGCUAUCAAACUGCUGGAAACCCAAUUACACUGCAAUGGUAGAGGAGUGGGAGAAUGCUUUAAUUGGCCGAGAUGCCUGUGCAAUGCUCUGUCCUUCCAUGGCCAACACAUGCUGUAGAGAUCAAUUGUACUCCUCAUUUUAUGUAACAGUGCUUCUCUAUAAUACAUUUUAGGCCUACUGAAGAUAUGCCCUAAAAUCAACAACCUAUUCUCAGUAACGUGUGUUGUUUGUACAUGACUUUCUAAGACAAUUGUACUAAAGAUGUGUAUUUCCCUCCACUAUUCCCUCCAGGCGAGGAUCUCCUGUACAGAUACCUGAGUAAUGAGCGGAUCCCCACCAUCGCUGAGGAGGUAACGUCAGUGGCGCCGCCCUACAGGCCAGUGGGGGAACAGCAGCUGGUCCGAGGGGUGGACCACAUCCGGGGCAGCCGCUAUUAUGCCAACCAGGACCUCCACAACAGCGCCACCAUCCCCUACCAGGACCAUGACCUGGACAGCAAAAAGACCCCCAUAGCCCCCGCCUCCAAACGCCCCCCGGCAGAGCCCUCGCUACUGGUCAGUUGGAUCACACGGCUUAAGCUAUUGACUCAAUGA